This is a messenger RNA of Xyrichtys novacula (pearly razorfish), 47783 nucleotides long. The record is from the annotation of a GenBank genome assembly. Lineage: Eukaryota; Metazoa; Chordata; Actinopteri; Labriformes; Labridae.
GACUUUGUUGUAUGUGAGUAAUGCUAGUUAACUUUCCAAGAGUCUUUUUCCAGACAACUGGCAUGAAUGUGGGUCAAAUGUGUAGGACUUCAAAUGUUUAGACAGCUUUCAGUUUAUAGUUUGAACCCGUGUCUGAGUGAUCCUGCAGCUCUGUGUGGUUUGCUGUGACGCUGGAGGGCUGGUCCACGGAGUAUAAUGAAGAGUCCCAGUCGCUCUAAUGGGAGUGGGCGAGCUGGGAUAGGCUGGGAGUUUGGUCGGAGCAGUCAGCGGGACGGGACAAGGAAACGGGGAAACGAAAAAACCGACAGAUUAGUAACUUCUGCCUGCUGGUCGGCUGAAUGUUGAACAGGAAAUUUGACGUGGACAGCCUUGCGGAAAAAGAGCAUUUGUUGCAUUCAGGGUCACGGAUCUGAACGGCGCGGAUGACAAAAGAAGCGUCGCCCUGCAAACUUUCUCAACCGGGUUUGAUCGCUCGUUAAACCCCGUCGGGAUUUCUACCUUUUUUGUUUUUCUGACGGAGGCGUCAAUAAGAGGACAUCAUGCCACGGCGUACCGUGCAAGAAGUGACAGUGCAAGAUGUCCAGAAGAGGAGAAAUCCGAACAAACACUAUGUGAGUCCACCUCCAUGAUCAGAACAGCAGCGAGCAACACACCGGGGUUAAAGCAGUUCUCCUGCCUUUCCGGUCGGGUAAAGUAAUAACAAAGAGAGUGUCAGAUUACCGUGGGCUACACUAAGUCUGCCGGAGUGGACAGUUAGAUUUUGUUGUUUACAGUUGUCAUGAUUUUGUGAACCAAACUGAUUGAACAGAUCACAGCAUGCACAUAAUAGAUAUCUAUACAGUUAAAGUUGAUUCUGGCUGCUUUAAGGAGUUGCACAAUCUGGUUGUGGUUCCCUGGUCAGGCUAGGUUCAUGAAUGUUUUUUCUUUAUCCCACGAAAUAGUUGGAGGGCUUUAUUUCAGACAACUCUUGUGUUUUAUUCGUUUUAGUGAGGACAGUUGUUUUGGGUAGGCUACACUCUAAAAACUCGGGUUAUUUCUUCAACCCAGUUCCUGGGUUAUACGUGUUGAGUUAAAUUUCUGGGUUAUUUUUCAGAUCCAUCCUCAUUUCCUCAUAUGGAUUCUAUUGUAACCCAAUUUGAGGGUUUUUUGAAUGGGUUCAUAAUUAUGGGUUAUUUCUCUGAGAGUAACUCAAUACUUGUGUCAGAACGUUGGGUUCGAUUGAUUCUACGUGGUUUCUAGACCUAACGGCAAUUAAAGUGACCUGGUGACCUUGUGAAUUUUGACCUUGAUUUUGUAUACAAUAUGAUAUUUAUUUAUUUAUUUAUUUAUUUGGAGUAAAUGAAGGUAGCUACCUGGUUAUGUAUUGGGCGGAUGGGGUAGCUCAGCAGGUAGAGCAUCUGGCUCCCAAUCGGGGGGUUGGGGUUCAAAUCCCGCAUCUGUAAGGAGCUAACUACAUCUACCAGUGUGGGUCCCUAGGCAAGACCCUUAGCGCUAAGGCCUACCUCAUUAACAUGAGUGCGCUACAAUUGAAAGCCCAAGCUCCCCAAAUGCAUUUAUCAACUUAACCCAAGAUCAUGAGUCAAAUUAACUCGAAGGUUGGGUUAAGUCGACCCUCAACAAGGGUUACUGAGUCACUCCAAAAUCUGGCUUCAUUUUAAUAACCCAACAUUCUGGGUCAAAAUAAUCCAAUAAGUAGUCAGUUCCUUUUCAACCCUGGUUUUGGGGUUUUUAGAGUGUAUGAGGGGCACACAUAUCUAAAACAGCCCCCCCUCCUUGGGUCUGCAUGAGUUAUAGUAUCACAUGAAUAUGAGCACAUUGUUUUUGUUGUAGUUACUGCUGUUCAGCUUCAGCUGUCUUGACAAACUCUCCUCCCAUUUUCCUCCUAAAACUGUUGCCAUCAUGGUGGAAAAUCCCAGAAAACCUCUUAAUAGGCGAAUCAGUUCAGCUCACUAACAGCUCAGACUAAUCCCCAUGAGGAUGGAGUUCAAUUUGAGCAUCAGAGCUUUGUCAUGCUUGAGGCUCCUGGAAACAUACCUGCAGGCACUGACGACCAGGAAGUAACAGUGAAGUCAUCAGUUACCAUUGGGUAAUGUUUAAACAAAGGGAAAACUUCACCAUGUGGCAUUUUAUAGUUCAGUGACUCAGUUUAUAGGACCAGUAUGCAUUCAUGAAGUGUUUAUUAACCUCUGGUAUCACUUUAAUCUUGUUUACACUUAAACCGUUAUGUCAAUAACAUGCUCACUUAAGAAAUAAAGCUAAAAAAAUAUACUUCAAUAUUAUUGGAUUGUACUUUUUUUGGGCUCAUUGUUUUGGUCCACAUCUUUUCAAUUAUUUUAACCCUUUCAGUGCCAGGUUUUUGCGAUGAUGCUAGCCUGUUUUUGGAUGAAAAAGAAACUGAAAAAAUGGAUUAUCUAUAAUACACUACAUGCAAAAGAGAUUUCUUUAUGCUGAAUUAUUACAGCCAAGAAUAUGUCAAUGAACACAUGCAACAUUGACAUUUUUGCAUUAUUAAAUUUUGCAUGAUGUCAAAUUCUCUUACUUAACUUAACUGUUAUGAGCACAACAUGCCAGUUUUGGAGUCUAUUUAUUUAAAAUAGUCUUUUUUUAGUAAACUUAUUGAUCAUUACAGUACAGCUCUUUUAGUAGAUGAGACAUAAAGUGUUGGCAUUCUGAUAUCUAAAAGAGGUGCCAGGUGAUAAGGAUUGGAUAAACCUCUUUAACAGUAUCUCUGUAGCCACAGAGAGCCGGUGCCAGUUCAAGAGACGUUUUCCAGUCACAACACUGUGUUUGUGUGGGAAGAGGAAGGAAACAAAUACUCAGGAGACAAGAACCAAUGUGUGAAAUUAUUUUUCUUGUUAAAAGUAUAAUCACUCACUGCGAACUCUGAGUGUGAGACAAGAACGUCAGCAAGACAAAGACUCAUAUUGCUCGCUUUCUGCAGCUGGAACACAAUGGAGCUUCAGUCAUUCUCGUGGGAGUUCAUGGGACAAAACAUGUGGCUGAAUUUCUCUGCAGAAGAACUCACAGUCAGUUCAAAGUAACACAUAUGACAUCAUGUGAUCCAGAGAGCCAACAGUGAGAGCCAAUGCCAAGGCCUUAGCAGGUGCUCAUGUUCGUGUCGUGUACAUGGUGUGUGCCUGUGUGUGCGUUUGUGUGAAUACGUUGCUUGCACUCUUCUAUGUGUGAAAAUGAUGCCUGGGGUUAAGGGACUAACAGACCCUACACCGCUGUGAGUGUUAGCGGUCAAGGACACAGAGUCCUCCGGGUCCUGUGUCUCCUCCAUCUGUCUGUUAGGGCUUGGGUGUAGCCUCAGUUUUUGUGACCAUGUGACAUCUCUCAAAACCUUGGCACUGUGGUGCACAGAAGAACUAACUCAAAACUCCUCCGGUCACCGGAUUGGAAUGUUUUAUUUACCACGUUAAGUGGGGCCUAAAUAUAGACAAGAUUGUUAUUGCCAUGGAUAGUGUUUCAUUGACUAGAAAAGCUUUUAUUGCAUUCCUCUCUAGAGCUAUUUUGCCUCAUUCGCCAUAGUUCAUGUGGCAUUUGUAGUUUACAAAGCUUAUUUGUCUUAUUACUUUGAUUUACUAUAGCAAAUGCAAAAAAAAAAUCCUCAUUAUGUGGUUUUUAUUCUUUAAAAAAUUGCCAGAAAGAAUAUUGUUCGUUAUUUACUUCCUCUCUCUCUUAUGUUCAUCCAUAUGGCCCCACCUUGGCGUACACAAACGCUAACACACAGGAUUUGGUAUAAGCCCUGUUUCUCUCAAUGAUAACAGUCGCCCUGCUGGUCUGUGUAGCUCCUGUAGUUGGCUCAUGCUUGGCCGUAUCUGACUCCAGUGCCUUGAAAGAAAGAAGGAGGCCAGGAAAGGUCUGGGAGUGGGGCCAGCAGCAUUCAGCCAGACACAGCAAGUCACUGGGGAGUUUCCAAUCACCUCCCUGCUUCUCCCCUCAUCUUCUUCUUCUUCUGUAGUGGGGAAAAUGAAGAACUGUAUCUGUUUCCUCUAGACUUCACAGAUUAGGCUGAAUGCUUUUGGUUUGAUCUGUUUUAAUUUUCCACAGUCGUUGAAAGAAGUUGGUGGAAUUAGCAGUUUCACGUCUAAAAGCAGUGCAAGUUUUUUUUUUUCCUAUGUUGACAAUAUCCCUGUGUAUUCAAACUGUGCUAAGCGACUCUAAACACAUUCAGAAGUAGAUGGUUUGUUGUGUUGAAGGCCUCACAUUAAACUGAUGUUUUGUUGUAACCAUGUUUUGAGCAAUGCCACAAGUGUUAAUUUAGAAAAGGUCACAUCGUCAAACCUGCUGCUGUGACUCAGGAUAAUGACUUCCUCUUCAGCAGGAAGUGGUUUAAAUACAUUAGGAUAUGAAACAAUCGGAUAUCCUAUCGUGUUUAUGAGAACAGAUGAUGAUACUUUUCUGAUUAAACUGCCUUUCAUCACUCUGCCCUCUAAAGAAGUCAGAACAGUGACCCAAAUUACGUCAGCAAUACGUCAAAUAUAACAAUCUGAGCUGUUUGGAUUGCUGAAAAGUUUGUUUAUGUGUCUUUGAAAUCAUUUAAAUGUAGUUAUUUUUUAUCUUUUGCUUUUCCAGGUUUACAUCAUCAAAGUGUCCUGGAGCGAUGGCAGCACUGAAAUCAUUUUCAGACGCUACAGCAAGUUCUUUGACUUGCAGGUAAGUGAGCGAGCAUGUCAAAGUGUGCAUGUUUAACUGUGUGUUUGUGAGCCUAAAGCUAUACUCAUAGACUGUAUAUACUAUAGAUAACUUGGUUCCGCCCUCCGCCAGUAUAUGUAUUUAAAGCCAAAAAGCAAUUCCGCGUUUUUCUCCAUUUCCUGAAACCAGCAUCGAUUUAUGACCUAUACUGCAGCCUGUCACCAGAGGGUGCUAGUCUCGGGGUGGCUUCACCCAGCGAGGAGGCAGACGGCGUCCAUUCUAUAUGCAGUCUAUGGCUGUACUCAUGUAUGCACAGAACUGCUAAAAAUUCCAUAAGUGCUUCUGCGAACACACAGAAGGAUUUUUCACCUCAAACUAAUCCAGAUUUUUUACCCGCCUUAUAAAAUAUAUGAUUGAAGUUGGGAUGAACUGAACUGGGGAUUUCAGGAGUUUUCCAGGCGUGUGUGUGUGUGUGUGAAAGAGGCGAUCAUUCUUCAUAAUGUAGUUAAGGGAGUAAUUGCAUCUUUUAGCAGGAAAACAGUGUCCAAGUUCAAACCUCUCCUCACCAGUGAAGUCCAGCAAAAGUCAAGAGCCGACCCCACAAUGUCCCCUUGUAGGUCUAGUGCUUGUAGCCAAUCUCUCUCCACUCCACCCGUGUGACACUGGUAAUUACAAAGAGCGAGAGGGAUCGGAAAACGUCCCGAUGAGGUUAAUAGAGGACAGUGAUGAAUGCAGUGACCACACUGAUGACCACAGAAAUGUCUGAAUCAUUCUCCAACGUCACGCUGGCAGUGUGUGUUGCACAAGGAGGGAAUCUCAUUAGCAUCCUACUUUUCCUUCCUCUUUCAUAGGUAAUGGAUAUGAGACCCUGGCCACAUUUGAGCAUAGAGAGCAUGGACUCUAAGAAACCCAGAGAGGCAACCGCUUUUAAUGAGCACAUAGUCGAUUUGAGCCAAGCAUACUGUCAAAUCUAAUUGGAUUAAAUUCCUUUUAAUUGAUUAGAAUGGUCAAAGCAUGAGCAAUGAAAUAAGGAAGUGUAAUGCUCUAUGGAGGUAAAUGUAAUGUUAACUCACGCCUAUGUAAACGGUUACAUUGCUAAUAUAAUCAGUUGACUAAAGCCUGUGAUGCUGCCUGUAGUGUUACUCGUAAAUCAGCUCAUAUCUCAUUCUUGAUUGUUUUGAUUUUGAGGUGAUGCAGAGAAAAAGUCAAAAAACAUGAUUUUGAAAGUCUAUGAAACUGCAUGAAUCGAACUUUUCAUAGCCUUCACUCCAACUUGAUCCAGACAUGAUCCUGCAAGCCUCCCCUGUAAAAUUUUUGCAAGGAGUCAGAGUAAACCAGCGCAGGAAAUAUUCAUGAAAAUCAACCGAGAGUGAGUGGGAGGAUGAUGAUCCUGUAAUGAAGCUACUUUAUUCCUGUCAGUCUGUUGUUUUUCACUCUUGGCCUUGACUUUUGCACAGAUAUGUCCAGUAACACAGAGCAAUUGGUACGUUGGCCGAAACUGCUGUAUUUUAAAGUACUAUACAGUUUGUUACCUAAACAGAGAAACUAACACCAUGUCCUCGCUGAUAAGUCAUCUAUACUUGCUGUACAAAACAAGCUCAAAUGACUGCCUACAUCACCAAAAGCCCACAUGAUCCACUCAGCCGCAUUGACUAAUACGAGCGCAUAAGAGAUAUUUUCAGCGGGGGGCAUUCCCCUGUGCCGUUCAGCUGCUUCCUGCCGUGUCAACAGCCUGUGGGUGGGCAUUUUCGAGUUGUGAAGAUGUAGAUAAACCCAGCUGGAGAGAAUACAAGCCAAUCUCUUAUCACCCGGUAGCUUUGGCAUUGAUAUGUCAUAAGCCACCUUGAGGCUUAAAGUGGUAUUUGAAGAGAGGCAAGGUGGAAUGUUGAAACGCUCAUCAGCUCCACAUUGAUAAACGGAUUAUAAUUUUUUUGUGCCAGUCUUUCUCCUGAAUUAAUUUGAAAUGUUUUUAUGUAAUCUUUGAGGGGGGAUUUUAUCACUUUUACCUUUGACAUCACAGACUGUGGACAGGAUGAGGCUGUGGUGUCAUCCCAGGUUUCCUGAUCAGGAAAGUGACGAACAUCUGAGUCAGUCAGCUUCUCAUAUUUCUAUUUCUCAACUUCCUGUUAUCCCCCCCUCUGCUUUCGUCUCAUGCUUCCUUGCCAUCGUCUGUCAUCUUCGUCUUCGGUUCGAUGCUGUUGUCUUGUCUUGUGAUUCAGAGGAGGUAUUUAUGAACAAAGAAGUAAUGACACUGUAAAAAAAAAAAAAAUGUAGGCAUGAAACAACUCCAGUCAUUUUAAAGUCGUGAGGACCAGACAGGAAGUCUUAUUCACUGCAUUUCGUCAACACAGCUGGACUGAGGAGCGGAUGCUUCGGCAUACAAAGGCUACAUGUGCUCUUUGUUUUAUAGCUAACCACAGACUGAGUUUACUCACUCAGCAUGACUCCAGCAUGACUUCUACAUCGUAUUCCAGCAGACGUGCCGAGUUAUGAAAGUGUCCAUAUGUACAGUAUGUCAGGUCUGCAUUAUCCUGUAUCACUAAUAUUUCUUUUACAUAACAAGUGAACUCUAACUGCAUGGUAAAGAUUUUAUUUUAAACUCUAAACAAAAAGACCCUAGAGUCAGCGUUGCAUUAUGAAUGAUUAUAAUACUUUGCCUUGUAUCACUGGUGGCGUCAUAUCUCACACUUUUCCCGGUCUACUCAUGUCUUGCAUUUGUAACAGCCUUCACCUCCUGAACUUACUGGACGAUGUGCCAGACAUCUUUCUCACCCCAGAUAUUUUUGCUCCUUCUCACUCACCUUUUUUUCCCCUGCAACAUUCAGACCUGAGUUUCUAAAGAAAUUUCUCCCUUCAAUAGCCUCAAGGAGUGAAAUACCUGUUUUGUACGGGGGGUAAAAGACGAAAUUAUGACUGUGAUUAUACAUGCAUAGCAAACAAAAUUCAAACAUUGACUCUGCCCGGAGACAGAAAUAGGCUGUUCUCCUUUUUUAGACAUGUGGAAAGUGGAAAGACAUAUUUGCCAUGGGGUCAUCCUUGUGGCUUUGAAAUUUUAUUUCCAUGUCACUACGAACAGUUUCCAUGCUGCACACGUGUCAGCUCCACUUCACAGGCUCAGUUUUCCAGCAUUCCCAGCUGCUUUAGAUAUAGGAUACACUUCAACUUAAAAGCUGUGGGGAAAAAAAAUCCAAUCAGUUUGGUUUUGCUUAUUCAGAGUCGCACAGCUGUCACAUAUUUUCCAGCUGCAGUAAUAAAGCAACACGACUUUUUGAAGGAGGCAUGGGGGGUGUUAAUCAAUCUUAAAGCUAUCUUUCUUUAUCUGAGUAAUCUAAGUUGUUCUCAAGGUAAAAUAUGUAUCCAUUAACAAUACAGUUCAAGUAAUCUCAAGAGUCAGAUUAUCUUGCAGCUCUUUUAACAGGGCCUGUAUGUGGGAUCUAGUUGAUGCCAACUGGCUAACAUAUAAAAGUAGUGAAACUGAAUCAUUGGCAGGCUGUAUCAAGGUUGUUGUCAAAAUCUAUUUGGAGCUCUGACUCUGAUAAAUAGAAAAUAAUCUAUAGCUGACAUUCCUCUGGAUGAAGUCUGCUAAAUGAAGCUAUACAUCAACAAAGCAUUAUGGUUUCACAUUUUGGCUCCUCAGCCAUUUGAGCUGUCAUUGAUUUUUCUUGCUCCAAAUUGUUCAGUAUGGGUUCACGACGUUGUUGUCCAGUGAGUAACUAUGACUGGAUUUGUGGAGACAGUAUGAAACACAUUUUCUCUUUCCUCGUCACAUGCAUGUUUUUGCGAGCAGCUAUAAAAUCUAACAGAGACUGAUUGAGCUUAUGGAAUAUGCCAGAACAAAUAAGAGUCAUCCUUCAAAUCUUUUUAUUGAUUGUUAACCAGUUCAAGGUGUGACCCCGGGUUAGACCCCAGUGACAAAGAAAUUAAACAAACUUUGAUUUAUGGUGUUUCUACAGCUGUUUGACUGAAAUCUACCUUCUUACAUUGGUUCAGACAUUAAAAAUUAAGGCUAUAAAAAUGAUGUGUCAUAUCCUCGGUGGCCUUGUUUGCUUUUGGAUAUCAUACAAUGACAUCAAUAUGAAUUUUGGUCUAUUUCAUAAACAAGAAAAAACCUUCAUAGGAGCUUUAAUUCUGAUCUUUUCCAAUCAUUGUCAAGCUAAAAUAAAGUAGCAGCUACAUCACUGUUUUCAUCUAUGGCAUAUAUGUCAAACUCAAGGCCCGCGGGCCACAUCCGGCCCGGCAUGCAAUUAUGUCCGGCCCGCGAGAUCAUUUUAUAUUAUUGUUACGAAUGGCCCGACGGUAUAAAGCGAUGGUAACACAAUAAACUACAGAUCCCAUAAUGCAGCGCUUCAGCUGCCUUGCCGAGCGCUUUCCGAGUCAAUCAGCUCAAGUGCCUGUUGCUGCUAGUUACUGCGAAGCUAGCCCCUCAUGAUGCCUAAGAGAAAAGUUGAUUCUGAAAACAGAGCCUUUCAUAAUCGCCGGGAGGCUGAGUAUAUGUUCACUGACAUUGCCGGUAAGCCCGUUUGUCUCAUUUGUGGCGCUAAUGUGGCUGUACUUAAAGAGUUUAAUCUAAGACGGCACUAUGAGACAAAACAUCAGGAUAACCUGAAAGACCUGAAUGCAGAGCAGAAGAUACAGAAAGUAGAAGAGUUAAAGAAGAAGCUGACAUUUCAGCAGACGUUUUUUACUUAAAGCACAAGCACUGUAACAAUUUUUCUUUAUUUUUUCAGGCAUUUUUUUGCAGCAUGUUCAUAUUUAUUUUAUAUUUAUAUAUAUUUAUAUAACUUAUAUAAUUUUGACUGGAUAUAUUUUUAUGGAGAGCAAGACAUUUCAAGUUAUUUUAAUUUAAGUUUAUUUAUUCCAGAAUAAAAUUCCUGUCUGUUUGUUUUCAUAUUUGUGUUAAAAAAACAUUUUGUUUUAGUGUGUUCAACAAAUGUUUAUUCUGCUCGGCCCGCGACCUGAAGUGUGUUUUGAAUUUUGGCCCCCUGUGCAAUUGAGUUUGACACCCCUGAUCUAUGGUAACAUUUUUAUAGUCACUGUGAUUUUAGUUACAAUUGAGCAAAAACAUCCUAGAUGUGCCCUCACUUGAUCUGCUGCUUUGUGGGACAGGAUUUUCCGUUCAAAAUACCCUCUAACUUGUUCAGCCUAUUUAUUUAUAGCACUAACAGAAAAACAACAUUUUUGCCACAGUGUCAACAGGUAGAGAUACCAUGUUCCCAACUCCUCUCUGUGGAUUGAUCCCAAUUGAUCUGAUGUAUUUAAACAGGUUGUCACUUUAAUCACGUUCGCAUUUGAGCAUUCAUUAUCCUUGUUAUAGGGAUUCUAACCUAUCAGAAUCAAGUAUUAAACACAGCCAGGUAAUGGAUAGAAAGUCUGUCCUGGCCACAAGUGGGUUGGGAGGAGGCAGCAUCUGAAACCAAGAAAGUUAUGUGUCAGUGUCAUGACUAAAAAAGAAAAGAGUUGUCUGGAAAGUUCUGAUGAAACUCCAGUUUCAUUGUGAAUGUGGUCUAACUUCACUAAAACAGUAACUCUAAAGUAAACCCUUCAGUCUUUGUUUCUAAAAUGAGCGCUGGGUAAACCGUGACGUUGUUAGGACAACAUUAUUAAAAACCAUGUGACUUACUCAAAGAUUUAUCCUGAGUAAUUAACACUGGAAGUAGGCUUGUGUAAUCUGUAUUUAUUCAGAGAUUAGCUAUCCUUUUCUUAGACACAGAUCAAAUCAAAUCUUUAUCUUAUUACUUUCUUAAUACAAAUGUCAUGAACUUUUCCCCUGUCAACACUCAAAAAUGAAAUAAAAUCUGUCAGAGCACUUUUUGUAUCGCCCAACCAUAUCAGGCAAUCUUGACGAAGCUCCUCAAAUUGAAGACCAAGGGUCACGCCAGGCUGUACACAGGAGUAUAGUUAAGAAAGGCUGAGCCACAACAAGACCCCUGGGUACUGUUGUAAAGCUGACCCUCUGAUGUGACCUCCUUUAAAGAAGAUGUUUAAACAAGAGCUGUCCUAAAUGGGGCGAGUUUAUGUCAUACUGUCGAUGUGUUUCCAGGCCCUGGUUUUAACUUGAUGCUGAAUUCAGCAUAAAAAAUGCCAACUAGGCAACUAUAGUUAUUAAAGAUGGGGAAAACAUCUUUUGGUGUGGGGUGAUCUAAAGACUGAAACGUUUUAGAGAUAAGUGAGUGUCUUUUACUCAUCAAUGAUCCAGCAGUGUGGAUGUCUGUAAAGGGUUAAAGAUGACCUCAGCUGUGAAGGUUUUUGUGGACUGAGUGAAAAAAUCAGAGGUCUUUACAGUCAGGCAUGUUGCAAAAAGGGCAGCCAUUGUUCUCUGGCCUUCAUACUCUCAUUCAAGCGUCUAGUGCGACUCGGAAAUCUUUAUUGGGCCUUUUAUUUGAAGGCUGAUAAUGUGGUUACAGCGGAUACGGGUGAGACAAAUUAUAGCCCCUUGGAAGAUUAUGUUCGCCUCUGAAUCAGCGAGAAUUCGGUAAAACAACAGUGUUUAAAACUUGAGAGCAUUACUAGCCAUCCAAACAGACUGGUAAUUAGACAAUGAAAAGGUUUGUUUUUCCUCCUCAUACACGUGAAAGACCUGCAGGUCUACAAUAACAGAAGAGCGUCAGCAGUUUUUAGUAGUUAUAAGUCAACAUGGACACCUUGCAGUCGAUUGAGAGACUGAGGUUGUUGAUUUGUUUUUAGUUGUUUGACCUGGAUGACCCAGGAUGCUCAUUACUGGUAAAGACUUUCUAAAGAUAUUAACCUUUACUCAGUCUAAUUGCACACGUCUGCAGCUGGGUCCCCUGACUCCUUUUCAGCCGACCUGAAAACAGAAUCCAGAACCCACAAGGAAAACUGAGAAAUAACAAAAAAAGCAACAUUUAAGAGGCAGGAAGCUGAAGCUGAGGCCACCUCCUGACUCUAACUGUUCAUCUUCCUGGCAAAGGCUUCCUGGGGUCGGUGUUUGAUAUGACGUCAGUGAUAGAGAGCAGAUCUCUAUCACAUCAUUUUAAUGUUAAAACAUAAAUCAGUACUUUGUGAUGAGCUUACUGACAUCAUCCCCAGUGCCGCAUUUGCACUUGAAAAUGAAUCACUGUUCUUAUAGGGUUUUAACCAAUCAGAAUCAAGUAUUUAUCACAGCUGGUAAUGAAAUGGAAACGUUUUUGAAAUGAGGGGAGGCGGGCAAUAUAAGAAGUUGAAUAAAUGUCUGUCUCAUGACUCUAAAAGGACAAAUUGUCUAGAAGAGCGGUUGAAUGUUGAAAGUUGGCGACUCCAUUUGUUUGUAUGUGAGCUAACAGUCUCGCUACGCAAAAUAUCUGAGUGUUUAUCAAAUCAAAUUGUUGCCACCUUUGGCCUGAAUUUCCUUGCAGCCUCGAUUUUGUGCUUCUGUGCUUCUUACACAGAUACAGACACUUACUGUGACUGCACCAGUACUAAAUCAAGUCACUCAGCUCUGGAAAACAAGAUAUUUUUCAUGUGAGAUAUCUUGUCGGUAAAUCAGCGUGUAAUGUGCUCAAAUAGCUGCAUAUUUCUGUCAUUAUGCAAUCCAGUAAGUGGUAAUGCAGAAGUGACUUCCAGCUGACUGACAUAAAUUCAGCUGGGUGUAAUUCACCAUAAUAUACUUCAGAGUAGCUAUAGGAAGUCAUUUGAAGCUUGACUUGUCACCCUCCCUGUAGUGUAUGAAUAUUUGGUGUUGAGUUCGUGAUGUAAGUGGUGCUUUGAAGAGACAUCUUUACUCUCUCCAGAUGCUUUUUCUUGUUGGAGUGGCUCUGAUUACAGAGCAGAUAGGAGGUUUGGAGUCGACACAAAGACUGGGUGUGUCUGCACUCACACUCAGACACAUGGGAACAAUUACAGCGUGGGGGGUAUUGGCUCUUCUGUUUUCGUCUCUCUUUGUCUGACUGUGUCUUCUGUGCUGUCGCUCUUACGUUAGUACCCUGUCAGCGGUGAAGCAACUGACUCUUUGAGUUAAGUGCUCUUUCUGCCCUUUCUAAAUUCCUUCUUUGCCGUCUGUGGUAUCUUAAGAAACUUCAAGACUAAAGGCUUUAAAUGAACUGACUCACCUUUUCCUUGGUCUCACUUGGUGUACAAUGAGGGUUUACGGCUCUCUUUUCUUCUCCCAUUCUUUUCACUGUCAUUUGUUUACAAAGGGAAAUUACAGCUUUGACUUUAUUAUGCUAAACUUUGGCAGCUUCAUAUUCAAGUCCUGACCUUAAACCUGUCCCACUUACAUUAUGGUUCCAGACUUUUUUCACAAACACAUUUCAGAUUGGUUUGAGUUUCUACAGAUUUCUGAGAUGCAACAAAUGUCAAAAUAUCAUCUGGAUUACAUACCAGCGCCUAUAGGACGAAUUAUUUGCUGGAUAGUUACAUAAAUACAUGCAUUGGAAGGGUGAAGUGCAGUAUUUACUACUUUUCAGAAUUAUAGCAGAGAGCAGAGCUAACACCACCAACCAUCAGGCCUACUUGCAGGUUAUCGUUUGCAUACCUGCUCUGGUCAUGCUUUGCUCCAAUGAUUGUUAACAUGCCAGUUUAAGCAGACACUGUCUUUAUCUCCAUUUUCAAGAUAAAAACAAUGCCAGAUCUGCUGACGCUGCAAGAUACCACCCAUGUCUGUGCUUGUCUACAUAUUACUACGGCUCAGACACAUCAUGUGACCUAGAUUUCAGUCCUACAAUAACUCCAUAUUCAAUAGUAUGCUUAGUAGUACAUUUGAGUAAACAUGCAUACACUAGGGUGGCACAGUGGUGUAGUGGUUAGCACUGAUGCCUCAUGACUCUAAGGUCGUGGGUUCAAAUCCCAAUCAGGGCGUUUCUGUAUAGAGUGUGCAUGUUCUACAUGUGUUUGUGUGGGUUUACUCCAGAUUCCCCCCACAUCCCAAAACAUGCAGAAGUGGUUUUGGCUUAAUUGGUUACUUUCAAAUUGUCUGUAGGUGUGGAUGGUUGUUUGUCUCUAUAUGUCAGCCCUGCCGUGAACUGGAUGGAUGGAUGCAUAUACCCCUAAUGUAGCGUGGGUCAAGGUUAACCCACUUGUUAGCCUCUCUAGAAAGUUUAAAGAUAAGGUUAAAACAGUUUUGUUGUAGCUGGAUGUCAUGAUGCUUUAGCACAUUUAAGUCAAAUUGAAACAAAUGGAGGAUAGAGGAUAGAUUAGGGUUUGUAAAGCAGGCCAACCUAAGGUCGAAAUAGUCUGUCUUUCAAGCUGCAAUUUAGUAGACAUUCACCUUGUCAAAAAACUGAGUAAUUGGACUGUUAGACGCUCAUUACAUUUUCUUUUUCUUUCUUUUUUCAGACUUUUUUCAGACAAACCAGAAAAACCACUAAAAAGAUAAAUUUGUCUCUUUAUUGAACAUCACUGUUUUAUUUCUUUUUUUUUCUUUUGGGCUGUUUUUUUGCUUUCUUAUUGAAAAGGACAACUAAGGACAGUCAAAUAGAGUUAAAAGGACCGCUGAACUAAAGCUGUGGUCUCUGUGCAUGUUUUUUCUUUCAUGAAUGUCUAUGUAAAAGUGACACCUCAUGCAUUUUGGCAUUAGUUUCCAACUUUGACUCUUUUGCCUGCCUUAUUCUAGGUCACACUGUCAAUAAGUUUUCCUCUCUUUCUUCCCUCAGUAGAAAUGCCUCAUCAGCCUAAGUGAUUUGAGGCUUUUUAAACUUCACGUCACGCCUUGUUUUAUGGCACCAACACCUCUCCUGGCUCCUGGCUAGACUAAAGCCAUCCGUACGAGUAAUAGAAAGUAUUUGGCAGGUGUUUCUGCUUUUCCCAUAACCUCUUUAUCACCUCACCUCGCGUUACACCACUCCUCAUUCCUCUCUGUUGGUUUUGGCCGAAUUCGACUGAUUGUUUCUUUCCACAGGACAUUUGGUCAGAGUUUAAGGAAACUUGCUGUAGAAACAACAUGAUGACAUCUGGCAGUAUCAGAGCAAUAAUGUGUCAUCGACAAAUUAUACCCGUUCAUGCAGCAUCAUACAACACACAGGUUUUAUAACGGGACGGGUUUGGUGAAGGCUUCUUGACUCGCAAAUAUUUCAGACAUGAGUACGUGGAUCAGGGGUUAGGGUUCAGGUUAUGAAGAAUGAAGAGUGCACAUAAGCUUUCAUUCUGUUUUUAUGUCCAUCUGUUGCUGUUCACUUGCCUUCCUUGGUUUGCAAAAUGUUUCCAAAGCACUUCACCUCCCCUGAACUGGCACCAGUUAAUCUGAUCUUCAUCUACUGCAUGGAAAUGGUGUAGAAGCAUCACCGUUAUUCCCAGGCUUCCUUUAAGAAGAUAAAGCAGCAUCACUUGUUCACUCUAAAAAUUAAAACUUUGGAUAUUUUUUGCGACACAGUGAGCCUAUCCAGCCUAUCUGCCACUACAUCAAAAAUCUCUGUUUCCAUAGUCAGUAUUUGAUAUAAUUUUUAAUGAACUGGUUGAAUGGAGGUGCAGAAUCGUUGUUUAUGUGCAAAGUUUAGUGGUUUAGUGUUUGUAAGGAAAGGAAGGUUUUUGUUUCAAUUUCCAAACAAACUGAAAUAGCAGUGUUGCUUCACAUCGGUCAGCCUCUGAGUGACCUACAUAUGAUUGAACAUCCUCUUCCCAAAUUACAGUCGAACCAAAAUUUCCAUGGAACAGAAAGACUUCUCCUUCUGCCUGUGUUGUAACAUGUAGUUCAAGUGUUAAAAGGAAGAAAUGUCUAAACUGUCUUUUCUCAAGCUUAGUGACUCCAUCCAUCUAUUUCCUACCGCGUAUCUUGUUGGGGGACACCCUGGUCAAGUCGCGAGUUAAUCACAGGGCUGACAUAUAAAGACAAACAACCAUCCACAAUCACACCUACAGGCAAUGUGAGAGUGACCAAUUAACCUAACCCCACUUCUGCACCCACACACACUCAGGGAGAACAUGUAAACUCCACACAGAAACACUCUGACCAGGAUUCGAACCCAGGACCUUCUUGUUGUAAGGCGACAGUUCUACCCACUACACCAUUGUGCUGCCCAACUUUGUGACUCAAGCAUUUUUAUGACUAAUCAUAACCUGAUUGUUGGAUGUUAAGUGUGGGUUCACCCCUAGAACUGAACCAGAAGAGCAGAUCCGCUGUCAAAGACGUGUUUUAGAGAAAAGGCAGUGCAUUUAAAGUUCAGAGGUCAGUGCAGCCAGGUGAUGUUUUAUGGCUCUCAGCUGCGUGGAGAUUUGAGUACAUCCGCACACACUGGAAGCAAAAUGAUCUCUUAUUUAGAGGAAGAUUGGACAUUAGAUACCAAAAUAGGUCUGUAUGAUUGAUUUGCAAGCUAAAGGAUAUAUUAGAUACAUAAAAUACAAAUGUUUUUUAAAGACAACUAUCUUAAAAGUGAAAGAAAAAGAUAAUCCAGCUGCAUAAAAAUGGAAAAAGUCCAACAGAUACGAGGACCCACUCCUCUCUGGCCUUUAAAAAUACUGAAUCUGAAUUGUUCCACUAUGUCAGUGGUGCUAACAGCCCCUUUGCUGCAGCAGCAGAUGAAGCAGAGGGGAAAAACCAUACCAUCUGCUGAGGACAUUCCUAAUCAUUGGCAGGCCUUUCUUUAUUGGCCGAAUUCCUUCUAGGAACUGCUGAUUUGUAAAAACGUGAGCCCUUCCUCUCCACCCUCUCCGGCUAUCUCACUGUGUGUUAUGUGAAGUGCAUGCUCGUAUGCGUGUUUGUGGAAAUGCUUUGUGUGCUAAUCAUUUUUAAUGAACUGUUGUGGUUUCAGAUGGAAUUGCUGGACAAAUUCCCGGUGGAAGGAGGCCAGAAAGACCCUAAACGCAGGAUCAUUCCAUUCCUGCCAGGUAGGAGUUAAACACAGUCGCACCCUUGGGUCCUUUUAUGAACACACAUAAAAAACACACUAAACAGUUUGAGGAAAAAUGCCAAACAUUUGCUGGUUGCUGGUUGGUUAAUCAGGAGUUCUGGACUUCACAGUGGACAAAUAAAACAAACAAAGGCUCCGUCUUUGGUGAUAAAAAUGAUGAUGGACGUUUUGCUUUGUUUGCUGAAAUUUGUAGCUAAAAGAUUCAUCAGCAUAUGUACAAAUGCAAUGCACUUUUAUUACAGCAAUUAUGGUAAUUUUCUGUGGCACCCCUGGAUGUAAGAUUAUGCAACCAUGGUAGUUCACAGAGAAUAUUAAAGUGAUGGAUCUUCACUUUAAUCACUCUGUCUGUAAUGUUAUGUCUGUGCUGCGGGCCUGCUCCCUCGAUUUCUGCAUCACAAACAGUUUACACAACAACAUGUGUUGAAAUGUGGACGGCAUUAACUCCCUGAUUGGCUGCCGGUUAGCUGGAGGAAAGCAGAUUAUCUUACACUCAAAAGAACCCACUAGAAACCAUAAUUAGUCUUAAUCACACUGUUCCUGUGAAAAAAGGAAGAACAUGUUUGUUAAUUAUUCCGUCAUAUUUAGCCGACUCGGGCUGUAAUCAGUAGGAACAAAUAUAGAGAAUUACCGUAACAUCCAAAAUGAGGGCCUGUGUCUUUUUUAUAACACUUCCCACCAGCACACAAAAGUGAACAUUAAGUGUGCUUCAGAUUUGCUUUCAUUCAAUGGCAUUUACAAAGAAAAUGCAAAGGCAGUUGAUAAGAUACAUGCUGCAUCGUUGAUUUUAAUUGGUCGGUGAUUAAGAAGUGGCGGAAGUAUGCAUGAUCAGCUGAAAAUCAGCUCAUGCUGAAGGUGUUAGUGGAUGCUGACAACACCAUGUAGCAUUUGAUUCACUAAUGCUUUAACUGCGUAAGUGGAUACAGCCCCUAAGUAGGUAUGGACAAUAUGGGCUAAAAAAUUUAUCACGAUAAGAUUUGCCAUUCUGGUGAUAAGAAUAAAAGUCCUGAUAAAAAUAUUACAAUUUCAAUCUAUAUUUUUGAUUCAUUUUGUCUUGAGAACACUAGUUGGAGUAGUAAAAUGAGACACUUAUCCACAAGUUUUAAUGGUUAUGGAGAAAACUACUGAUAUCAAACAAAUCUCAGCACAGAGUAAACAGCAGCAGAUCCACUGUCCUAUGUCAGGCAUACCUGAUCGCACUCAUCUAAGCCUCAAUCUGGAAGGAAAUCCCUCACGUGGAGCCUCGUUCAGUAACGAGCUGCUCAGAAACGUCUUCUUCACUACCUUCAGCCAUGUUUGUUUGUACGUCAUCAACUUGCAUUUAUCAUACUUAGGAUUAUUCUGACGAUAUUUAAUGAAUGAUAAUUUAUCGCCCAUCUCCACCCCUGAGUCGCACCUGCAUGUAGGAUGUUGUCCAUUUUUGUGGUCUUUUAGUAGGAAAAAAGAUCCAAACUGUCCUCCAAAGUUUUUUUCUGAUGGUGGAGCUUAGCCAAUGUUUUUGUUAUCUGUGAGGCGUGGACCUACCGCCCACGACCAGUUUGCCAAGAAUCCCGCCAUCCUCUUUGAUUGGCGGCCAGUCCUAAACUGAUGAGCCUUUUCAAUCGAAAAGGUCGAGUUACUUCACAGUGUAACUCAGUUGCUUUAAAUGCACGUUUAUGAUCUAAUGUGGGAGCAGUUGGCUGCACCAUUGUCUCAGAUGUAGCUUACUUCUUGAAUAAAAGUGAAGUUUAUGCUCUGAGUUUUAUGGUUGUUUUGGAGCGUUGACCUGAACUUGUUGUUGCAUAAGAACUUUCUACUUUGGGGAUCAUAAAACUGAAAGACUAGAGUAAUGAGCUGUUUUUGAGAGGUUAGUUAGCUACACCAUUGGCUUGGCUGCAUCAUUAUCUAACUGGACAAGCUGAUGCAUUUUUCUUCUUCGUUGUCAUUACUUUAUGGCAGCAUGUUUGGAAUAACAAUUUUCGCAGUUUUAGGCCAAGUUUGGACAAAGUUUGAAGUUUAGAUGCAGCUGAAAGCUUUCCUUUAUGAGAGUUAGCGAAGAAAGCCUCACCCAAAGACCCCACCCUCAUCUCUCUUACCAGAAUUCAGCUGAGUGGGGGAUAGGAUAUUUUUCGAGGUCUGGAACUCAUUGAGAGAAUACACACAAAAAUACACACACACACUAAGACUCUUUGAUGAACUCUUAGGAGGAGGAGGGGCAGAAGGAAGAGAGAUAGAAAAACACCGCUUUGUAUCCACAUAUUAGAGCCAGUCAGAAAACCAAAGAUACUAUUACAAAUUGCAUCUACAUUAGACUCUGUCUACAUCCUUCCUGUGUUUACAGUUAGACCCUGAAACUCUAUAUUUUACUCUAACAGCUCUGCCACCUUCCUAAAACAGCUCUUUGCUUUCUGACACUCGGUGAAGCUCUGAGUGGUGGUAGAGGCUUCUACACAUGUUUUCUGUCAAAGAGAGUGACACCCACUUCUCAAGGAAACUCUUCGUGACCCACUCACAAAGAAUUCAAAAGAAUAAAUGUUUGUUUUAGAGGCACAAUGCUGGACAAACAGUAUUUAUCUUACAGGCCGCAUAAAUAUAGAUCAGAGAAAAAGACUCUUACUCGUCUCAGGUCUAAGAUUAGGUCAAACACCUCCCUUUAGGAUAGACUCCAAGCUAACAUAUGUCUGGUUUUUCGAAGAAUAUUUCCUGACAGCCAAGAAAGUCUUUCACUUACGUUGCAAAAGUCUGGACCGUGGGCUGAGGCCAACCUAACAAGGCAAGGAAGUGGUUUUCCCUUCUUGGUUUGGGUUCUUCGAGGCCUCAAGCUGCACUUAUCCCGACAUCAGCACAGUGGCUGGUGAGCAUGUGCGUAGAGUGCAGAAUUUCUGCUGCUUUAUGCAAGGUGAACUCACUGAAACAUGAGUGCAUCCUUUAAAGCUGGAGGAGAAGUUUUUAAGAUAUCUUUAAGAGUAUCUGUUCUUUUUUCAUAUCUGAAAACCCUCCAAAAGUGUCUGUUUGGAUCAAAAGUGACGCAUUAGGACUAUUGGGACUUUGCUGCUGUUUUCUUUUUCACCUAGCCAGUCACUCUAUUAUCCACUGUAGUUGUAUUAUUGCAUUUAUAGUAUUCACUAUAUUUUACCCUACACUAAAGCCUGACCAGGGACGAAGACUGCAAAUUCGCUGAAGCUAGAUGUCUUGUAUACAUCACAUUUAACAUUUCUUGUGGCAAUGUUGUAUGUAUAUUGUAUGUAUUUUACAUGUUAAUUAAACAUAAAAAUAAAUGUCUACACGUGCCCGGCUAUCUUCAGAAACAGACUUUUCACUCUCUCCGUUUACAAAAAAAACUGCAUGCACACCACUACGUUUUCAGAAAGUUGUUGUUUACACUAACCCGUGCAUACAUGGCGUCAAGAGCGUAGCGAGAAGUUCGAGCCCACAUUAGCCAAUCAGAAUCCCGCAACAACAACAUCCCUCCCUUCUUUCUGGCACACAAUCUGCCGUCAGCUACCCAAAUCUCAGUUUUUCUCUGUUUUCAUGCAAAUGUGCAAACAGUUUUCCAAAAUCUCCACCUUGGCCGGAGUUUGCGAAUUCCCCAUUUGCGUCUAAAAGAAGGGUGCAAACAAUGGUUAAUGUCUCAGUUUGUAAAAAUUUUAGGUCAGGUUUUGAAAAAGAGUCUUUGAAUUGGCUCUCAAAAGGAAGUAUAUCAUCGGUCUUGCUCUGAUAGAAGAAGUGAAAUCAAAUUCCUGAAGAUCGAGAUAAAAUGAAGUUGCCUUUUUCCCUCCUUCCCUUGGUGGUAUAUGAAGCCACAUAUUUUCUUCAGCUACUCGGCUUAGUUGUUGGUUUCUCCGCCUGCCACAGUAGGAGGCACAGUAUGUUGGGCAGGUCAAAUAUGUUUCUCUGGAACUAAAUAACACAUUCCCCACUCGGUCCUCUGGGAAGGACAAAAAGGCGCAAAAUAACUCAGCAGUUGCCACGACCUUGUUGCUUCUGCUUCAUUCGUAUCACGUUCAUCUCUUGUCUGCAGGGGAAAGCAAUCACUGCUCUUGUCUCCUGUCUGCUUGGAUGAGCUGUACCAGGAGCAGACUUGUCUUCUGUGGUUUUCUCCGUGCUUAGUCAGCAACCUACUUAAAAACACAGCAAUUACAACGAACACACACUCUGUCUUUUACACUCUUACCUUCAUUGUUGCAGCGUCAUGUUAAAGCAUUCUGGGGGAAGUUUUUCUAGACCAGUUUUUGUCAAGAAGCAAGUCCUCUCACGAUGAUGAAGUCAGAUUGAACUGUCUGUGAUUACAGCUCAGAACUCAGAAAGGGUUUUAUUGCCAUUGUCAAUGAACGGGAUUCACAGACUAGGAAAUGUUUCGGCAUGAUGGUGCAACAUUAAACAAUGAGUAAUAUAAAAUACUAGAAUAAAAACUAAUAACAUGUACAGCCACACAAUACAGAACAACAGUGCAAUGGGAGAAGUGCAUUGCAACUGCAUUGCAUUGAAACUUGUCUUUAGCAAGUUUUCUGUAAAUCCAGAUGUGUGCAACAGUUUUCAAAGUUUGUAACAGCAGAAAACAAGUCUGGAAGAAUUUUUGCCUUAAGAUGGAAUAAUUUGUGACUUUCCGAUACUGAGUAAAACUUUUACAGAUAAUGCACCACAAUGGAAAGCGAGGCCAGGAUUUAGCAAGGCCGUCGGGGACACCGAAAGAAUUCUUUACAGAAGCUUUAAUGAGUAAAUGAGAGCAACACUUAUUGAUUUUAACAGAUAAAAUUGUCUUAUUCAAGUAAUAUACAACUACAAGAAAGUCAGCCUGUUACUGUACAAAUGUAUUUUUGUUGUACAGAUUCACAAUUCACUUGAUUGACCUGAGACCUGAACUUGUUUGAGCAUAUUGCAUGCCAAACUUCUCCUAAAAGCAGAUCUUAGUUUCAUUCUUAAAGUUGUUCACUCAAGUUUUAAGUGAUGAUUUAACUUAUUUCUGAGUCAAGGUCAAGGGUCAUGUUUGUGAAGUUUUCAGUAUAGUUGCACAGCACUGGUUUCAGGACUUGAAAUGGUUUUGAGCUGGGACCCCCAGGUCAAACCACAAAUUAGGUAAAUUGAAAGUUAACCGCAGGAUUUGAUUUUUUUUCACAGUGUACCACCUGAAUGAUAAUAUUUCAGUAUUUGCCUGAACAAAGCUCGCAUGACGAUGAUUCAUUCAGUGAUUCGGUAUCAGUCUUCGAUUUGUACGGCCUGUUUUCCACUUCUUUAGGGGGUAAAGUAUCAGAACAGUCUAGAUCAAGAUAAGAAGUCCUUCAGUUUUGUAAUUUAAGUCCUAAAAGAAUCCAGCUUUGGUGUUAUGCAACGGAUUUAGCGGCUUAAACCUUCUCUAAAGAGCCAAAAUUUGGUGAGGAAUGGGAGACUCAUGUGUGGUGGGUCCAGUGAUUAAGAGGGGAGUGCUAAGAACCCUUUUCUCAGUGUGAGGUGGUUUACAAACCCCCUGUCUGUGUCCCCUGUCAGUCUCCUUUCUCCAUCUACAGUGCUCACUCUCCCCAGGAAACAAAAGUUGUUUGAUACUUCUGGUCAGUUCUGGCUCUGAGGCCUCGCCAUAAAGUCGACCAUGCGUCAGCCAAGGCUCCAGGGCAGCAGCUUUCCUUCCCUGCCUCCCUCCUCCCCAAACAAGCCCUUCUCUAAGCUGCACCCAUGAGCUGCUGUGCAUACAGAGUGGGCAGUGUUGAGUCAGUGCUUCUCUCCUGACCCCUGAGAGCUUUGGAAACCCGUCAAGAAAGCUUUCUGUUUGAGGAGUGAUGAAGAGGGAAAGACAGAGCGAGGAGGAGGAGGAGGACUGCAGGCCUCCAGAGGGCUGGCUCUCAAAUCUCUUCAGUUUCUGUGAGCUGUCCAGACAGUGUGUCCUUUCGACUGCUCUGGCAAGAUGUUGCCAACACCUUAGAGAUUUGGAACGUCUGCUCCGAUUCAUUCUUCAUCCAGUUAAUCUCCUUUAGUCUCCUUCAUGUAGUGUGCCUUUCUCCUCUGCGUGGAGGAAUUUGGACAUUCUCCCUCCUGACAUUUCCUGAUCUUAUUUUCUUUGAUAAAACUCUCAACAAUUUGGGAAACACUCAAAAUCAUCUAAGAGCCAGUGUCGCUGUCACGUUGAGGUUGUUUUGAUUGUUGUAUUAAAUUUCAAAGUGGAUUAAAAUGAAUUUGAUCUGACAGAAAUUCAUCAAUUACACAAUUUGGUUGGGUAUUGUUCAAGGACCACAAAUCUUCAUACAGGAUGAGAUUUUGGAUUUUGGAAUUAAGCUCAUGGAUCACUCAAUUUGGAUUGAUUUGUCCUCUUGGGACCAUGAUGUACACUUGGUUUAAACUGUCAAUGAAUCAUAACUUCCUGACCAGUUAAAGCUUUUUACACCAGAGACACAAUUCAACUCUAGUUAAUCAAGUAAAGAUGUCAGGGUGCUUCACAGUGUGAAAAGAGACUUUUAUCUUACCAAUAAAGACAUCCGGGACUUUAAAUAUAUCAAUCAAUCAAUCAGAUCUUAUUUAUAUAGCGCCAAGUCACAACAUUCGUUAUCCCAAGACACUUUCCAAAAAAAAGAGCAGGUCUAGACCAGAAAGACACAACCUUAAGAGGGGACAAAUUUGGCCCAUCUCAUCUAACAUGGGUGACAGUGGUGAGGAAAAGCUUCCUUUUAACAGGCAGAAACCUUGACCAGACUCAUGUUUGACAGCCACCUGCCGCGAAUGAAUUGGGUAGAAACACACAGACAGCAGCAACAUCAAAAACAACAACAACAGCUCAUACAGAGUUCUGGUUGCAGAGCAAGUACUAAUGGAAGAUGUCUGCAUUAUUAAGUCAAAUAAAUGUUGUGUUGUUAUCUUCACAUUCCACUCAAAUAAGAAAUGAUAACCCCCGUGGUGACCUGUGAUAGAAGCCGAGAAAUUCCCUGUAGAAGAUGAAGUUGUCCUUCAAAAACCAGGGAAGCGUGAUAGUCUGUUAAAUUCCUGAGACACUCCAAAGACAUGGCUGGUGAAGUUCAGAAACCAAAAAGCAACAACAAGAAGUGAAGCUUCUGCUUUGGGUCUCAUAAUACUCUGACCAAAUCCAGUAUUUCCCACACAUAGGUCAUGUGAAGUCUUCCUCUACUCAGCGAAAUUGUGUAAUCAUACCAUGCAUGAUUGUUGUGCCUGCUUUCAGUGUGACUGUAGUGUUGAUUUGGUAAAGAGGAAGAGAGGGCUAACACGUUGUUAUAUAUGUUUGUAUUCGCAUGUAGUGAAUCUGUCUGUCUAUGAGCGUCAUUAUUUAACAUCAGCAAAGCUUUUUUUAUGUCUUAAGUGAGAGACCACUGCAAUUCACUCCAAACAAACAGCAUCACCCUUUGAUGGAGGUGAUGCAGACCUUCUAAAAACACGUCUCAUUUCAUAAUCAGGAUGCUGUUCCAGCCCUCACUUCCUGCUCCGUUUAUAUGUUUUCCCUCCAGCUGUCUAAAUGAAUUUAUUGGAGACAUUUCAACAGCUUAAACGAGGAGGAAAUAAAUGUUGGCUCUGAACAGCUCUGCAUACCAUUAAGCUGGGAAAGUGUUUUAAGAGGCCUAAAUGUAGCCGUUCUUUGUUAUUGUUAUGGCGACGCACCUCGUCUGUGCCUGUGGUUAUGUGUGCGUUGAGAUAAGCGCAGGGCAGCCGCGUUCAAGAUGUCACAGCGACAUAAUUUUCCUUCCCUACAUCAUUUAUCCGUGAUUGAAAAGGCCAGCUAUUCACCGAGCUCCUUACUCAGCUCAUUGUGCUGUUAGUGUUAUUGACGCAGAGACUGUAUUGUGUCUGCAUCCUAAUUCGCUAACUUUUUUUUGUAGCAACCACUCCUUGUCCUUUGUGUCCUUCACUAUACUGCUUACUUUUAAAGCUGCUUCUACAGGAGUGCAAUCUAUAAUUUAUCAUUAUAUUAAAAAAAAAAGCUACAGUGUUCACACAAACAUGUCUGUGUCUUUAAAAGCAUUUUUUUUCCUGCUCUUGUUUCAGGAAAGAUCUUGUUCAGGAGGAGCCAUAUCAGAGAUGUUGCCAUGAAAAGGCUCAGACCCAUUAAUGAGUACUGCAGGGUGAGUACAUUGACCGGUUUAUUACUUUGAAUUGGAAAUCAGCUAUGUGGAAGAUGUCAGGGAAAAAAGUAUCCCACCCACGUUGUUUCGACAAGAAAAAUGGAAAAUAACCUUUUUAUGCCAUCUGUGUGUACAUGAGAAACAUCUUUUUUUUCAGUCAGCCAGUUUGGACUAAACCAAGCAAACCAAACAUCUGACUUCAGCAUGACUUAGUGAAUGAACACAUGGCAGGAUAUGUUAUUUCUUAAGGUCUGUUCAGAUAUUACAGCUGUCACAAAGUUUUAAGUUUUCCUGUCCUUUAAAUGGAAAUUUAAAGUCUAGCUAACUGACCAGUCUAAGAGACAGGAAAUAGAAAAUAGUCACAACCCCCCGAGUUCUUUACAUAGUUCUGUGUAUGUUGUUCUACUUUAACAUAAGUUGUAACCGAGCUAUCAAUAAGUGAACUGGUGAGCCCUAUCUGACUGCGUAAUCUGAGCAAUUUGUCUGUAUAACACUUUAGAGGUUUGUUAUUUAUGGUGCCGACAUAACAACAGCCGGGGAAAACCUCAUUUAUUUAGGGAGAGUGGACAAUAUAAAAGACAAGUGAACUCUGACUUACGGUCCAAAGUUUGCUCUAUGUUGAUGGGGCUGAUAACUACCAAACCCAAAACAAACAAAAUUGGAGAAAGUUUGUUCAUAUUUUUGUUGGAUUGUUGUGUUAAUGCGCCUGUUUAAACGUCCCAAAUAAAGAUUUAACCAUUAAAAAAAAAAAAAAUAGUCCCUACAGUUAGUUACAGGACCACAGAGUCUGCAGGUAAACAAAAAGAAAAUAUUACCUAACAUUUGCAGAGCUAGCACCACCAUUAUUCAGUCCUCCUGUGGGUUAUUGUCCGAAUACCUGCGCUGGUUAUGCAUCACUCUGGUCGGAUGAUGAUGCCAGUAAUACAAUUAAUAUCUAAUCAAUAGUUGACAGUUUCCCAAGUCGACUGAUUAAUUAGUUAUUGAAGGCAAGGACGACUGUGAUGAGGACUGUAGCCUCUGUACAUGGUGCUGUGCCAACCAGAACUCUGGUUAUUCAUGAACUCAAAGUCACACUGAAAUAUGCACAAUAACCUGGAUUAUAUAAUGUGAAGCGCAGCUUUAUGAAUAAUGCCAUUGCCCUUGUCUCUGUAAUUGUUCGGUGCGAUGCUAACCUCCUGGGAGAAAACCUUUUGUGACAGCAAGUCCUCACCGUGCAGAGGUCUCCUGAUAGCUCCCCAGGUGCUUUGUGACCAACUGUGACCUCCCCGCUAACAGAGACAAACGAAAGGAUAAUUUCUCCUAAGGGAAGCACACUGCACAGACAGAAUCUGUUUAUAUGUAGCUAAAUAGGGGGAAGAUGUCAUUUAACCUCCUGAAUGUGAAGUUCCCACAACCUUAGUUAGAACACAAAGUGUAAAACUUGUUCAUCAUCCGGCCCGUUACAUUGAGAUUAAUCACCUCAUUUCAAGAAAAACACAAACUGUACAACCUCAAGCUCUGCUGUAGCCGUAAAAGUGCCAAUAGCAAACAACUAAUUGCUCCAGUUUGAGAGAAAUGUAGCAACAGCAAGCUAAAUGAAUAGAUUAUGAUUGAUGUUCAGCCUCCGAGCUACAGGACACAGUUCGGAGUACAAAGAAAUGGUUUCAAAAUUUCCACUCCUCUAAAUUAGUUUGCCAACUGUUUAUCUGCGGUAACCAAGGAGUGAGUCUGUUUUGCAACCAGGAAUCAUUUUAUUGAUGAUCAGACAAAUAAAUAUUUCCUCCACAAAGUCACGUGGUUUCUCUGUGAAGUAGUGCCAUGAAGUUCAUAAAACUGAGGGAGGAAAAUAAAAACCAUGUUAAAUCUCGUGUUGCGGUAACUGUCUGCAAAAAACGGUGAAGAGCUCACUGGUGCUGAGCUUGCUCCAGUCAGCACAUCCACUAACCAUAGGUGGUGUUUUUGUUCAGUUUCUCUGACUUGAAACCAUACACACUUUUUUUUUGCCUGUCUCUUUGAGAGGUGAAAUUCGAGGAUGUUUUUACAAGCUAGUUCUGACCAAGCUUGUUCGCUCUGUUUGAAGUCCUGUAAAAGCAUCACAGUUGAUGAUUUCUAGUAAUAGAAGGACUUUUUUUUCACAUAGAGAGUGAAGUAAAAAGUAAAAUGUUUGAUAAACAUUGUAGAGGAGGGGCUGUUGACUUUACAGCUCGGCUCCACCAAGUGUCGUCUGGGGUUAGAGGAAUGUACAGCUGGUGUAGGCAACAUCUUUAACCACUUAUGUGAAAAAUAAAGAGUUUAAGGGGAAGGACUGAGUGGUGUUGUUGGUGCAUGUCUUUGGGUGGGGAUAUUUAGAGGAGUCACAGCAGUGUUGUUGUUGGAGUCAAAGUUGUUUGUUGAAAGGCUUGUGAAGUUAGAAAAAUUGCUUUAACCUGUUGUUUCAUAAAAAGGGAUUUAAUUAACAUUUAUGUGUUAAAAAACUUAUUUAUGGCGAGGAAAAGAAAUGCACAUGUUCAGUCAACAAUUUAACAAGUCUGCACCAGAAUUAAUUAAGCUAGUGAAAUGAUUCCUAAUUUUAUGAGGGAUGUCCUGAUCUGACAUUGAUAUCGGUCUGAUAUCAGCAGAAAAACAAAUAUCUGUUUAUAUCGGCCUGCAUCUAAAAUCUCAGAUAUCAGCACUCUGAUGCAAGCAGUCCAUUCCAGACUGUGCUCCGGCACCUCUAGUUAACAGUGCCUGGAUCUAGCAUGCAGAGCCCCUGUAAUCACAACAACAGUGAGAAAUAAGGAGUAGGAGUGAUGUCAGCCGUGUGGCAGUACUUUUCGUUAAAGUCCCACUCUGAUGAAAAUCAUGAUUUCUUGUUUUUUAUUUGUUCAUCUGGCUUUUUUCUGAUGCUACAGGACAUAUCAUGACGAAACUAAAGGUGAAAUUGCUUUUCUGAGUAUUUCUACAUUCAAGUCACUGUGAAUCUCUGGCAGACUCAAACAGCAGGUUCAGAAACAGUGAAUUUUCAUACAUAACCAAUCCAAGCUCCGCCCCCAGAGUCCCGCUAUGCAGGCCACACUCUGCAUACAGAGGAAAAUAGAGAGGGCGAUCACGGUAAAGGCGUGUGCAUUAGCAAUGCUUAUAAGAAAGCUAAUUAUGAUAUUAACUUUCAUCGUGUCCCUAAAGACAUUAGUGUCUGAGAGCUGAAUUACUCCUAUGUUACCUGCUUCUUCUACUACACCGACAACGUUAGGCUACAAGCUAGCAUGAAGAGGAGUGUGCAGAGCAGCGCUGUCUCCGCCCACGACUCAGAGGCGAAUUGUUAAUGAGCUACUGGAGCUCUGCAGAAGAAAAGAAGAAAAACUCAGUUUAAGUAGUACAAAAAAAAGAAAAAAAACGAUUGGAGUGGGACUUUAAAGUCCAAAAAAUACAUUGCAGCUGAAUGCAAAACUUGUCAUGCACAAGUUUGUGCCAAUAUCGUAUCAAAAUCAGUAUCGGCCAGUACUGAAGACUAUUGGGACACCCCUAAUUUUUACCAAUGGAGGCCCACAAUGCCAGUAAUGUGUUGUGUCUCAGUUAUCAGCUCUUAAUAAAGGCUACUUGCUAUAAUGUCAUUAUGCUCUCUGACCCUUAUGUAAACAAGUACACCUCGUAGUUUGACAGUAUUUUGAUCUUGAAAUGGAGAUAGGUCUGUAUCAGGUUAAACUAGCAUAUAACCACUUGGCUGUAGCUCUGCGUAACCAGCGCAGACAUGUUACCUGUAAGGAGGACUGAAGUCUGGAAGUGCUAACAAGAACUUUCAAAUUUAAUGUACUGGGAUAUAAAACUUCAUAGUGUGUGAAAAUAUUUUAUAUAGGAUGCAAAUAAAUUCAGCCAGUGAGCCAAAUGCUACUCCAAACACUGACAGAGUUCAUCACAUGUGUUAUGAAAGCAGCACAGCAGGUCAGAACUCAUGUAGGCGCAUAUCUGAACUUCACUGCAAGCAUAAGAAGCGGUGUUUUCCUCCUCCCCCACAUGUAGUCAGGUAAAACAUGACAUUUUAACAUUCAUGUUUUUCUUAGGAAAGAGCUGAGUCAGCCCUUCUGUGGCACAGCUGGAGCUUUAACCUGACUCAUAUGGAAUUUCCCUGGUUGUAAAGGGUUGUGUUUUCAGCGAAGUCAGGAAAUACAGUCAAAUAAAAGAAAACAAAGAGAGAAAAAAAUAUGGAAAUGGGAGAGGGAGGGGGGUUACCCAGCAUACUAUGACUACAACCAAGCAAGAAAAGUAACUCCAUCCUCUUUUCCUAGAAACCAAAAUGCAACCGUACGUAAAAACUAUGAAUCCACAGACAGUAUGUUUGUAUUUCUACUAUCAAUCUUUCCACAGUUUGUAUAAUGGCUUUUUUUAAAUAUAAGGAAUGAAAAAAAAUGUUAUGUUGGUGUUUGUCAAGACUAAAGAAAACCCAAUUUACAAUUUCUAUCUCUGUGCAGAAGUAUAAGAUGUAGUGUCAAUGUGCUCUACAGUUAUAGGAGUGCGCAGUAAAACCCUCUCAUUUCCAUUCACCUCUUUUCCUUGAAGAACACACAUACACAUUGUGCAUUCACAUACAUACACACGCAGGCACACACAAUUACAUUAAUGCUGCCUGCUGUAAAGAACACCCAUAAAGUCCAUUUGCUGUAAUGUACCCUGAGCCCCCCCACCCCCCAGGCUCCUCCCUGGGGAGAAUCGUAAUGAGCAGACGGGCCGCAGGCCGACACGAGCAGAGGAAUAAAUCCAAGGAGACGAUAGCCGGUUCAGAAUGCACUCUGACCUCAGGCAGAGUGCAACUUUCUCUCCUGCGAGGGGAGAGACUGAGGCAGUCCUCGGGGGGUCAUCGGUAAAAACUCCUAAAUCAGCCACUUAGCGCUGGUGUCUUAAGAAAUGGAUGGAGCGAGGUUUUGAGGUCAUACUGAUGCGCAGAAGUGGAGCGAAAUAGUAUGAUUGAUGAAUCGAGCACCAUACAAGUGAGCAUAUAUGCGCACACACGCACUGCAUGACUUUGCAGCUCAUGAAAAACACCAGUUUUACCUCGCCUAUGGAUGUAGUCUCACUGCUUUCUCUCAACAUGAGCUGCUGGCAUCGCCUCGCGCUCAUAAGUUAACAAGGUGGAUGUGGCACAUGGGACAAGGGCACCUUGAUUUGGUCUUUGGCUUCCAUUCCAUAUCCGUCACUCCUGACAUUAUAUCAGAGUGUGUCACAGAAUACAGACUCUGUUCCCUUUAAGGACUGAACAGGAACACUUAGGAGUAUUAAAAUCAGAGGUACGGGGCCAGCAGAGGAAACUUGAUGGAUAGCAGUGAGCGUUGCCUGCCAGCAAAAAGGGAGGGAGCGGCCCAGCUCCUUCAGCUGAGGGAGAGAUACUCACUAUGGGGUCAGUGGCUACAGUUCUCCUUACCCUCUGGUUUGAGACAUGAAGCAGUUAAGGUCAUUAUCUGUGUCACAGCGACCUUAUAGUUUUUAUUUUAUUUUUUUAAAGAGUAGAAAAAAACAGAUUAAACAGAUAGGAGAUGCGAGGCACAGACACUGAACGAUAACAUGGCAACCCAUGUGUCAAAGAGAGAAUGAGAUAUGGCCAAUCAGAGGAGAGGUUAAUCUGGUUGUUGAUGUUUUAUCUCCAACCAUGUUGUCAAGACUCAUGUCUCUGCUCCUGGUGAUCCUACACAGAGCUGUGAGAUGAAUGGGGAGGUUAGGUGAGACAGAUCAAUGAGCAAAGAAGCAAAGAGGAAAAAUGAGAAAAUCCUGCAAAUAAGGAAGAGAAGAUCGAUACAUUUAUUUGACAAUAAUUCAAUGUUUGGCUUCUCUGUAAAAGUUGAUAACCAGCAGGAUAAAAAAAACAACAAAACUUAGACUUGACCCAGGUUGGAAACAAAUGUGUGUUGUCAUUCAUGAUUCUCUCAAUGUGUAGAUGAUGUUGUUUUUUUGUUGUUGUUCUUUGUUUGUUUCAUCUGAGGACAUUUUUACACAUAAUUUUAGUUGGGCAAACUCAUCAAAGUUUCACAUCAUCCAGAAGCAGCAUGAACAAACACUUAUUUGGUUAUUUGAAGUUGGUAUGCGAACACUAAAUCGAUUAGAAGAACGCUACAAAACAUCCAUCAUCUAUCCAUUUUCUGCUGCUUUUCCUCUUGGGGGUCACUCCGGGGGCUGGAGCCUAUCCCAGCAUCUUGGGGCGAAGGCAGGGGUCACCCUGGACAAGUUGCCAGUUCAUUGCAGGGCUGACAUAAAGAGACAAAACAACCAUCAACACAUACAAGCAUAUGGAAGUGACCAUUAACCUAACCCCACUUCUGUAUGUUUUUGUUGUGUGGAUGUGGGAGGAAACCCAUGCAGACACAGGGAGAACAUGCAAAGUGCACACAGAAACUCCCUGACCCGGAUUCGAACCCAGGACCUUCUUGCUGUGAGGCAACAGUGCUAACCACUACACCACUGUGCCACCCGUGACAUGAAACAAUACAAUACAAAAUGAUGUGAUGCCAUAGGACACAAUAUGCCAGUAUGAAAAAAUACAAUAAAAGGAACGAUAUGAUGUGACACAGCAUACUACCUUGCAAUAUGAUUUGUAUCGUAACAUUGUUUAAUUGCAUAAUUGAGCCAAAACUGUUUAAAUUCAAUGUCCUUCUAUGUCUGCAGCAGCUUCACAGCACAAAGGUCCUGGGUUCAAAUCUGGGUCAGGGCGUUUCUGUGUAGAGUUUGCAUCUUCUCCCUUUGUCUGUGUGAGUUUUAUCCCACAUCCCAAAAACAUGCAGAAGUGGGGUUAGGUUAAAUGGUCACUUCCAAAUUUAAGCUUUAAGGGUUGGUCUAAAAGUUAAAUAGAAUAAAACAAAAAAAUAGUUUGUACUUUUUUAUGUUUCAUAAGUCAUGAAUAUAAGAGGAAAUUGAUCGAUGGGGAUACAGAUUUUUUUAACCUUUUAUCGCCACCAGAAUUAGUCACAACAGGAAAAAACAGUUAAAACAAAUAAAACAUUACAAUUGUGUUUCCUUCAUGUUUCCGCUAUGACACAAACAAGCUGCCCUUUUUUACACCUCCAAAUAUCUGCCUGCACAGGGGUGAAGCCUGAAAGGCCCUUUAGAUAGUGUAGUAAUAGCUUGUUUUGUGACUUAAUGGAGGCCAAGCUCCAAACAAACACAGUAUUUCACCUUUGGUUGACUUGUUGUGAUUGUUCCUGUCAGUUUGUGAGAUAACUUUUAAGUGUUUUUCUGUUGUCUUCUGUGCCUGCAGGCGCUCAUCCAGCUGCCCGUCUACAUCUCUCAGUGCGAGGAGGUCAGAGUGUUUUUUGAGACCAGACCUGAAGACCUCAACCCACCCAAGGAGUAGGUGCCACAUAUGAACACACACACACACACACACACAUGUGCUCUCAACAGUUUUAAACCCCCCAGGCUCACAAACAAUGAAAACCAGCCGUCAUAUUUCUUUAACUGAUGUCAUGUGACGUCCUGCCAACAUUGUACUCCCCGCCUGUUGGUGAUGAAUGUUCAUUAUCCCCUCUUAGGACAUGAUUUUAUCCUGUUGCACCUCUUCCUAUUUGAUUUUUCAGGCAGGAAUCCUCUUAAUGAGCCUGUUUUUUUUGCUGAGUCAGUGUUUAAGCAUGUAGCUGCAGAGACCUGGUUCAGCCACCAGGUCCCAGACAGCUGAGCCUGUGAUCGCCGAGAGGGCGUGCAGACAUGCCGUGUUGUCUCUUGCAAAUCUCACUCAACACGUUAGCGUCAUAUCCAGCGCUGACAGUUACUAUGUGCCAAAACCAAAAAACACCAGCAGGCAAUGAAUACCAGCGUCAAACACACACGCACACACACACACGCCUGUGUUGACGCAUAUUUAACUUCACUCACAGAUCCCGGUUACAAACGUGUUGGUAUUGAGGUUGCCAGCACCUUAAGGGCAGUGGAGGUUUAUGGGUGGCUGGUUUCAUAGAGACCAUAAUGUCGCGCUCACAUUAUGACCCUGGAGAUGGAUUUUACACCAACAGCUGUCAGCUGCAAUAUUAGUUUUAACCUCUCUGUCAUCACAUACUCGUGCAGCGCCGGCCUCGGUCAGCAGGAAAUGGAGUUGAUAAGUCAGAUGAUAUAUGCUGGGAGUGCAUUCAGGGUCAGCAGCAAUUUAACACGAAGAAAAGGGGGCAGGACUUGGACAUAAAUGUGAGAGUAUCACUGUCUCCUAAUGUCUUACCUCUGUGUAAACAUGAAAUCGCUAUUAUAACACAACAAUGUACUUAUUGGAGAAAUUCUCGAACCUCAUUUGUACCAGAAAGUUUACAAAGCAGCUCCUUCUUAGAUGUUUAAACAGAAAUAUGAGUUUCACAAACACUGUGACAAACUAGGGACGCACCGAUCCGAUAUUUGAAUCGGAUAUCAGCUCCGAUGUUGACAUUUUUUGUCUUUUAAUUAAUAUCAUACUUGUUUGUUUGUUUUUUUUACCAAGGCUAAUGUCAAGCCUGAUGCCUUCACUCACAGGGCAAAGUGUACAGUUCAUUCAUUCAACAGUAGAAUUGGAUCGGUACCAGAUAUCGGCCGAUACGCUCAGCCCAGGUAUCGGUGUCAGAUUGGAUCGGAGAAAAAAAUGGAUUGGUGCAUCUCAAUAACAAACUGGUCUAAAAAAACAUUCUGAAAUUAGUCAGAGUUAUUAAAACUGAAGAAUUAGUCUAACCCCAGCAGAGCUAGCGCCACCAGUUUUAGGUCCUCCUCCUUUAUUGUCCAAAUCCCAGUGCUGGCUGAACAUUAUCUGUACAUUCAAGGGCAAGAAAACCCCCAGAUUAUAUUCUGCUUUUUGAGAUUAUGCACAGUGUUUCAUUUGGUAGCGUUAUUAUCCUAAUUUAACACAGCUCAAGAUGUUUCACGCUCCAGUCAAAGCAAAAAAAAAAACUGCUUGAUUCAGACCAAGGCUGCCACACUAUCAGAUUUUCACUUCAUGAUUAGCGUGGCCACAGGAUAUCUACCUCACACCUAAUUCAGGUCAUUAGUCCAGUCUUGCAGCUUCCAUCCGCCCCGUCUCCUUGACAUUUGAAGUCACUGAAGUUGUUCAGACACGAAAAAAAUGCUAAAUGUCACUCCACUUUCAGAUCGAUUUUUAAUACAAUGAGUCCUGGUGCGUCUGACCCAAAAGCGAAGGCGUCGAGCUUCACGGUGCUUUAAGAAAUGAUUGUCUGUUUUCCUUUAAACCUGGAGGAUUUAAAACUCAAGAUGGUUUCAUAAUCCUACAUUUCAAGCUUAAAGCUAAAUUCUAAAGCGGUCCUGAAAUUCAGCUCAGUAUUUAUAUUCAUGUUUUUUUGUAUUACACUGAGGUGUGUCUCAGGUGGGAGGUGUACUCAAGGUUAAUUAACAGGACCUGCUGUUAGAGGGAGUGAGACGUCUCCUGUCGUAUCGUCAUCUAGUGUAUAACGGGACCUGAUGAUGUCACUUCUGAGGGCGUUGUCUGUUGCAGUCAGCUGGUUUACUUAGUUUGCUGUUUUGCUCAAGGCUGAAAUUUUUAAGGAUGUUUCCUUUAUGUUUACAAAACAAGUGUGAUCACGUGACUCUCCCAUAAGAGGAAAUAUACACACAGGUAAAAGCACAUUUUGUCUCUGUCUGCGUUCAGAGGUUACCAAGGACACACACCUCCCCCUCGAUAUAUAAAAUCCCAAGUAUGUGAACAGUCAUGCAGAGAAGAGGGGGAGCAUGACCAGAGGCAGAUGAAUAUAGAAAGGACCUUGGUUUGUCUUUAUUGAAAUUGGAUUACUGCUUUCUGCUAGUGCAGCCUGUUGUUUGGCUGACUGACAGCAGGGCUGGUCGUAGAGACACAGCAGCCACUGUGGGAGAAGAUUUAUCAUGGUGAGUAAAUCUGCUGCUCUGAGAGGAACAUCUUAGAGUUUCUGCCUCAAGAGGAGCUGAGUAAGAAGAAAGAAAACAAGAAAGGAGAGGCUGAAGAUGAGAGGAAAAGGAGUGCUUAUAGGUUAAGAGGAGGCAGAGGGUCUGAGAACUGAAAAACUGACAAGUGAAAGGUAGAAGAUGAGAUAGAAAAAAUAAGGGAAAAGGUAAGGAAAGGUGGAGAGGAAGCAAGGGGAGGAAAAAGAAGUGGAUGAGGGAAAAGAGGCAAAAGAGGCAAAAAAAGGAUCCAUAUACACUCACGACAGGUGAAGAUUUGAUUUGAUUCUGUUUAUUUUGAAUAUGCAAGAGAAAGUAAAUAAAAACAAAACAAUGAAAAUAAAAUAUAUUUUUUGAAAAGGAGUGGGAAGAAGUAAUACUUACAAGCUCCCAACCUUUUCUCUCUUUAAAUAACUUGCAACAAUCUUUGGCCUUAUUGAUCUGUCUAGACACUCGUGCUGUAGUCACCACUAGAAUAAUUAUACACUUAUGGAGACUCUCUAUCCAUACACAUACAUACAUACAUACAUACAUACAUACAUACAUACAUGCAUGCAUGCAUACAUACAUACAUACAUACAUACAUACAUACAUACAUACAUACAUACAUACAUCUAUUUAUGCACAACACAGUAAACCCCCUUAAUACAUAGUGCUACCAACAACUCCAUCAUCCCCGUAGCUCUUGAAAAUAGUGUAUUUAUACUUCAUUUUAAACUGCUUUAAGUUGAACAAUCCUUCAACUCUGUUGGGAACUUUUUCCAACGUCUCACCCCGCUGACUGAAACUCAAGAACCUUUACUGUUUUUACGAAAUACAUUGAAAUUAAAGUUACUCUUUCCCCUUAAAUUGUAGAUCCCCUCAUGAAUACUAAAUAAUUCCUGUGUGUUUCUUGGUAAUUGUAUUUACCAAUUAGUAUUUGUAGAGUUGUAGUUAUGAUUUCUUUUUUUCCAUUCAUCAUGUUAGUGGACUCCAUGUCUGGACUGUGGCUGUCUGUCUGUUCCACCUGAAGUAGGAGGACUUAUUUAAUUUGAUACAAUAAAGUAGUUACAGUACGAUAAUCAUAUUAAGACAAGGAUUCAGGUCAUCUGUGCAUUACCUGACCCCUGAUUCCCCUUGGCUCGUUCUUCUUCUGCAAUAAUCCACAACAUUGGUACUGCUCUGAUUGGCCUGGCAGGGAUUUCUUUUUAUAGUCCAUUAAUGAGAGUGCUUAUGGGUAAAGAUUUAUCGAGACUUAAGCCCCCACAAUUAACAGUCGAGCCGAUCGAACAAUGCUUUAUGUGGUAGAGAGCGUUCAUGUCGAUGCGGAGAAACAAACAAGUCAUAGUUGCCAAGAAAACGAUCAAAAGGGGGUUAAAGGAGGGAGCUGAGUGGACGUGGAGGAUUUGAGACAGAAAAAGGAAGGCCACGAAGAAGGAGGAGGAGGAGGGUAAUAUUUAGAUAACAAAGAGGAAGAGUGAGAGAGAAAGAGAGGGAGGAGAAAUGCUGAGCAGUAGGCACCACUGACUUUUCAGGGCAUCUGGACAUCGAAUCAGCUCCUGACUGCUGCUGAGGAGUGAUGGUCUAUUUAUCCAGCUAAUGUCUAAACCAGACACUGCAGAUGCUGUAUUGAAUUUUACAUCAGACUACAUUUGAGACGUCAGCCUAUCCAGAGCUUCUCUAUUCACAUGGGCCUGAAUCAGAGACAGAGACUCAUCUUUAACCUAUCAGCCUGCUGCGUGUUCAUAAAUCUAAGAGAUAAGUGUAAUAAAAGCUAUUAUUGCUAAUUCAUUACUGGGCUAAUUAGUCUAAGUGCUGUGCUGAGAAGACCUGACAAAGUCAAAAACAUGAAAUAACUCAAACUCAGUUUAAGAAGCAUCAUUAGUGCCAGUUUCUCACAAUCCCAAAGAGCAUUUUUAUUUUGAUAAACAUCUUAUAAACAUCCCUGGCAUUGGAGCAUGCAGAUGGCCGAGUGAGUUAGCGUACCCCAUGUAUGAGGACCAUGGUCUCCGCAGCGGUUGUGGGUUCAAGUCCGGGCCUGACCAUGUGCUGCACGUCCUCCCCAUCUCUCUCUCUACCUCCCCAUAUUUGCAGUCUGUCCUAUCAACAAAGGCAAAAAAACAUCUAUGGCAUCAAAUUACUUCAAAGGUUAAAGUUUUUUUGUAGACAAUCAAAUGCCUGAUGAAUGUUUGGACCAGAUUUAUGAUUUAUGCACAGUCACACUCAAAUUAAAGGGUGUUUUUAACUUGUAUCUACAGCUAAGAUGAAUAUAUAAGGGCAUUCUCCAUCCAUCCAUUUUCUACCGCUUACCCCGUUGGGGGGUCGCGGGGUGCCGGAGCCUAUCUCAGCAUCUUGGGGCAAAGGCAGGGGACACCCUGGACAAGUCGCCAGUUCGCACUCACAUCCACACCUACAGGCAAUUUGAAAGUGACAAAUUGACCUAACCCCACUUCUGAUUGUUUAUAUGAUGUGGGAAGAAACUGGAGUAAACCCACUGUGCCUCCUAUCUUAAGUCAAAUCUUGGUGCUCUCUGUGUCGACCGUUUGGUUUUUCCUCACAAAUGUUACGAAAAAGCAUUUGUCAACACCCACGGGUCUCUGUUUCUUUAUCCUCAGAGCCGUACAGCUGCACACAGGUUCAGUUUGUUUUUAUCCAUGGUAUAAAUGUUGUAUACUUAAUCAGCAAUAUCUCUAUGCCCUGUUGCAAAGUCACAUAACCCACAUGAUCUGUAAUUUUGAUUUUGGAAAUCAUCUUUGCAUACACAGGAUUUUAACGACUGCUGGACAAGCACUUUGGAUUACUAUCGUCAUACUUAAUUUCCAUUAUCAAAAUAUGAAAAUGGUUCUAAUUUCUCCCAAGUUUUGUAAAGUGUUUCAAUAUUUCCUGAAAUUAAUAUGAUGAUUUCUUCCUUUUAACAGGGAGCCUAUUGGAAAGAAGAAGUCAGGUAAGACGCAGUUUAAUGUGUUUGAGAAAAAACUUUGGGUUAUAUUUAAUUUUAAAGGAAUAAAUACAGAGGGGAAAUAGUUUAUUGUUGUUGUUGUUUUACUGCCUAUAUGGAGUAAAACAGUUUUUUAAAAGUGGAAAAACUCUCCACUACUCAUUCAAAGUGCCUAACUUGAAAUUGUCCCCAUCUAGUGGUCACAAGCUUAAUUACACACAAAAAGUACAAACUUGAAUGUUGGAUUAAAAGUUGAAUGUUUUGGCUCCAAGGAGUCCCUAAUCUUAGCUCUGGUUCCAGAUCACUCAUCUUGUCUUUAUUUAUUCUCUUCUCUCUCUUUUUAUUCAUUUCAUUUCCUGAAAUUGCAUCCAUGACAUAUGUUCAGUUUUCCUCUAUCCGUUUUCCUUUCCAUCAGGGAUUGUGGAGCGAGCGACUACUUUCCUAAAGCGAGGUAGUAAACUCUUGGUCGUGCUGUGUGUGUGAGCCAGCGGGUCGCUAUUGGUCUGUUUUCCCUCUGCUCCUCUGGCCUGGGCAGGUGGGAUGUGGCUCUGUUGAAGGCUCGGGGCUCGCAUUGAUUUAGAAAUAAAAUCAUAUAACAUCAUCGGAGAUCUUUAAAUCAUCUUUGGCCCUGUUUUGGGUUAAUUUAAGCAUGUUUUGCCCAGGUAGGAUAGACUAGAUUGAGGAUAAUAACAGAAUGUUAAAGUGCCCUUUUGUGACAGUAGAGCUGCUAAGUUCAGACCAUUUUGCACAGGCUGCUGCCGAUCACUAAAGGUGCUGCAAGGAAUAUAAACUGUGGCAGUUUAAUCUGUUAUACAACCUGACAGUUACGUUUCUACAUCUGUGUUUUUCUGUUUUCAUAUAUCAAAACUGAAUGUUGUCAGCUGGAAUAUGUUUCCUGUCUGCUUGUGUGUUUCCUUCAGCACCUUCAGUGAUCCCUCUGCUCUGAUGGUUUGUACUGUCGCUUUAAAAAUCACAUGAAAAGAUGCUUCAGCUGCAGCGAGGAGAUUUUUUAUUUCAACUUAAAGAACAUAAAUGAAGCUAAUAAGAGUAUUGUGAGCCCUCUUGGUGUUUAGAGUUGAUUUUUCUCAGGCUGGCUUGCUGCUAACAUCGGUGGUGGGUCGUCUCGGUGCUGGUUUGUUUCUGUGUGGAAAUCACAGCCACGUUGAUGAUUAAUUUAACUUUUUACACGUCGUGUUUCUCUUCUUUUCACUCCGUAAUUCUCUGCUUUUCUCUGUCAUUGUUUUCUUUCACAUCAUCUCCAAUCACGUCGGCUACUCCCUCUGCUUCACGUCAGGGUGAAACUUCAUUAUCUAGAUAAGCCUCUACUUACUAAACCUUUUAGAAAACUUGAUCUUAAAAUGACAUAAAAGGAAGUUUUCCCAAGUGUGACUCCAGGAAUGAAAGAUGAUUUUUAAAUUGGCUCCUCAGUAAAGUUCAUUUUCAUAUUCUCUGAUAUUUUUAAUGUCAGUGUCACUGAUUCAUUCACAUGCAAAUCCGGUCACUCUAAAUUCAUCCCAGUGUCUCUGUUUUCACUCCCAAGGUCAGUGGAGAGGCUUAUUUACAUUAUUGAGAUUUCACCCUUCACUGUGCGUAACAAAGUAGCCGAGUGGGCUGACUGAGCUUCUCUUUUAAUCUGUUUCUCUGACCAGGAGACUCCACUGCAGGGGACCCUCUCCUCCUGGACCAGUACGUGGCAGUGACGGACUAUGAGAAGCAGGAGAGCUCUGAGAUCAGUCUUCACGUGGGUCAGGUGGUGGAGGUCAUUGAGAAAAAUGAGUCAGGUAGGUUCAGCACUCAGAAGUUUACACAGAAGUAAAUCAGAAACAGCUCUGGAUGUUUUAUCAGAAAGGAAAUCAGAGCCACUGUUUUCUGUGGCGCAUCAGUGUGUGACUUUGAUUUUAGUUUCUUUUUUCCAUCUCUCACAUGAUUGAUUAAAACUUCAGCAGCUGUUAGACAAGGUCGCCUUUCUCGUGUUUUGUAGUAUUUAGGAGACGUGUUCAUCAUUCAGCCUUCAUUUAAAACAUUAAAUAAAAUGUAAAUAGACAUUUAUAUCUAUAGAGAGAUGAAACAGACCUACCUCCUUUACUCUCUUCCUUUCUCUCUUUUAUCUUCCUCUUUUCCUUUCCUCUUUUGCUAUUAUUUCCCUCCUUGCUUUCAUCCUUUGUCCUUCCCCCUCCUUCCUUUUUUCUUUCUAUCCUUUCCUUUUUCUUUCCUUUACCCUUCUGUCCUUCCCUCCUCCCUUUUUUCUUUCCUUCCUUCUCAUUCCACCCUUCGUCCUUCUCUUUCCUUUCUUUUUCAUCCCCCCCACUUCUGCACCCCCCCUUUAUUCCUCCUUCCCUCCUCCCUUUCCUUUUUCUUUACUUUCCCCUUCCUUCCUUUAUCUUUCCUAUCUUCCACCCUCCCUUCCUUCCUUUUUCUUUCCUUCCUUCCCCCCUCCCUUUCUCUUCUUCUGCCCCCCCCCCCCCCCCCUUCCUCCUUCCUCCCUUCUGUCCUUUUUUCUUUCCUUCCCUCCUUCCUCCCUUCUGUGCUUCCUUCUUUCCUCCUUCCUGAAACUGGGUACAUAAGUAUUACCUGUAAGUGAAUGGACCUCUCCUCCGCUCCUCCAGGUUGGUGGUUUGUGAGCUCUGAAGACGCCCAGGGCUGGGUCCCUGCUACCUGUCUGGAGGCUCAGGAUGACCCCGAUGACUUCACUAUUCCAGGGGAGGAAGGUACAUGAAAAUGUCCAUCUGUGUGCUUUUGUUCAGGUUCAGUAUUCUCUGAAAGGAAAAGUUUGGAGGCCAUAAAAGCUCAAAACUCAGACUCAACUCGACAUUAAUCCGGCUGUAAUGAUAAAGAUAAUCUCUAAUCUCUCUUAAGGGCAAAAUGACGCACAUAGCCUUCAUUAUUUUGUAAUUUAUAGUCUCUGUCGGAGCCAAUAAGUUGAAAUGUUUUCAUGUUUAUUGAAUCGAAAGCUUAAAGCACCAGCUUACUGCAUGUGCAGUAGGCGUGGCUGGUUAGAUGUAGUUUGUAUUCAGCUGUUUUGCUGACCUUCAAACAGCAAUCUAACGAUCUUCAGAUUCUUUAAUUAUGAACCACUUACAUAAAUUACAUGUAAGCAAUACAUUAAAUCAGGGUGAAGCCAGCUGCAGAGGUUAAAUGCUGUAAUGAUAAUGUUCUGAGUAUGGUACGAGCUACACUGAGUAAAAAGACCAACCGGCCGAUAUGCAAAUUACAAACCACAGUUUAGUCUUGGCAAGCCUGAGAAGUAUGUGGUUUUAAAGUGGACACUGAAACUCCUGGCCCUGUGUAUAUGGAGGCAGGUCCUCCUCAGAGCCCUGAAAUAAGUGCUUGUGUGUGUGGAGCGUUUAAAUAACUAACAUUAUCUCAGAGUCUGUUUUUUUUUAAUAUGAUGCUAAGAAGAUUUGAGCAUGUUCACAUUACCAACUUUGGUCCUGUUGUCUAUUUGCUAGUGAGAAAGAGUUGAGUAAAUGUCAAAGUUAUUUCAGAUUGAAAAGGCUUCAAGUUAACACCCAGGGCCAAUAUUACCUAUCUAUUCUAGUCUGUUCUGUCUGUAUGGAUCAAACCAAGUUCAAAAUUAAAGGGGGACAAAAUAAAGGUCCUGCCCAGGUAAAAAACAAACGGUUUCAUGGCCCAGCAGAUAUUGAGCUUGCUUUCAUUUAGGUUGAAAUCUCCUCCAGAUGGCAUAAGUAAUGUUCACUUCCUAUUUUGCCCCACUUACUGUGCUGGGAUGUCAGUGCCUCGGAGGUUCUGGUCACUGCCAAGGCACAUGGGUCGACGCAGAACUUUAGGGGAUCUAUUCAGCACAGGCUUUGGGCAAGGUGGAGCGCACGCCUUUUCUACUCCCCCCUAUUCUUAACGUGUGCGUGUGCAAACACGCAUACGACUGUGAGCACGUUUGUCCAUGUGUACGCAUGAUUUUGUAUGGUUGCAUGAGAGAUCCAAGCAUGUCGAUUAAACCCUCGCAUGCAGAGUGGAUUGUCCUUUUAAAUGAUACAAAGUUCAGUAAGAAAAGUGUGUAUCAUUUCAAUUAACCAGCACUAAGUAAAUCACAGUAAAUAAUGCUAGAAACAGUAGUCAGUUUGUCCUGUUUAGUGUUGAUAUCUGUGGAGGAUGUUUGUGUGUUUUGUGUUUUUCACUUGUGUGUAUCUCACAUCUUCCAACUCCACAAGAUGCUGCUCAAGCCUGCCUCAUUUCACCAGCUACGAUGAAAUUUUCUCCUUAUAACCAGUUCAAUUAAUUCAGACAGGAGGAUUGAGCGAAGUGUCUUAGACCUCUUUUGAGUAAAGAAGCUUAAAGAUGAUCAUAAAAGUAGCACUUUCUCUUUUUUGUUGCACCUUUAGUUUCAUGAAAGCAACAGAUUGUUAUUAAACUUCCAAAAAGUCCAAAAGUUCUUAGUGCGCUCUCCUGGAACACAUGACAUCAGAUUUAAUUUUGCCCACAUUUUAAUCAAUGCUCAUUACAUUCUUGUAUCUAACGAUCUGGUCUUUUUCUGACACCAGAGGAGAAGUACUCAGUGAUUUACCCGUACUCUGCAAGAGACCAGGAUGAGAUUGACCUGGAAAGAGGCAUGAUCGUGGAGGUGAUUCAGAAGAACUUGGAGGGCUGGUGGAAGAUCAGGUAAAUACAUCAACUGAUGUAAACCCAGAGGCAUGAUAGGCAGUGGGAAAUUGUAUUUUUCCAAAGAGAUGAGUGAAUAUAUGAUUAAAAACAAAUAAAUAAACAUGACUUGGGUAGCUUAGAUAACAUCCAGGAGGAAAACUUUCAAGAUUCAAGAUUGGUUUAUUUGUCAUAUGCGGAUUAAACAUAGUCAACAAUGCAAUAAAAUGCCCUGGAUGAGAAGAACACACAAUAAAGUACUAAGAAGAAUACAAUAGAAUAAAAAGUAUAAAAGGAAUAUUUACAAGUGCGCAAGCUGCUGUCAGAGUGUAAACAUAUGCAACGGAGAAUAAGCCAGUGGGAUAGAUGAGAUAUAAUUGCCAUGAUAUCGCACAUCACUUCAUUCUUUACUCACCUGAGCUUGGCUUAAUGCAACAUCUGUCACAUCUUCUCCACCCCUUUCAGGUACCAGGGUCGUGAGGGCUGGGCCCCUGCCUCCUACCUGAAGAAGUCUGACAUCCAGAGUCAGAGGCAGUCAGCAGGUGGAGCGGCUCAUGCCAGCACCAACGACCUGGAGGGAGUUGCUAAACAGAACCAGCAGAACAACGCAGCCAAAGAGAGCCGAGACAACAACCAGAAAGAAAACAGACUCUCCUUCUUCUCUGAUAAAAGUAAUUUUAAAUCAAAACACUCAAACUUUUCUAUAUGCUGCUGGUGUCAUAUUCAAAGAUCAACACUCCUACAUGCUAUUCAUGCACAGCCAGUAUCAGUUAAUCCAGUUUGCACACUAUUGUCUCUGCACUGUCGCUUUGCAUCGAAUUAAAUCAAGUUUAUUGAUCACCUUUUCCCUCCACAGAAGUGGGAUCCAGGCACAGACCUCCUCCACGCAGAGAUCUAACUAUCGUGAGAAAUCCACUUUUCAUCAUACAUCGACAGAAAUUCUGUUUUACUGGGGGGAAAAAAACUGACAUCUUCACCUUUUUAUGUCUUUCUCUCAUCCUUCAGCCGCGUGGUGCGAACCUGCCCAAGCCGCCUGUUCCUCCUCAGGUUGAGGAAGAGUUCUACACCAUAGCGGACUUUCAGACCACCAUCCCCGAUGGUAUUAGCUUCCAAGCCGGAAUCAAAGUCGAGGUAGGUUCAGUAUUGUCUUAAACUGUACUGAAUUUGAAUCCAGAGUUAAAGCUGCUGUAAGGAGUUUUUUUAUUGUCAAUGAAAGAGGCAGAAAUUUGUAUUUAUGACUUUUUAUGAUAUCCAAAAGCAAACAGAUAACCAACAGUCAAAUCAAAUCAAUCUUUAUUUAUAGAACAUUUUCAGGUAUGGACAUACAACACAAAGUGCUUUACACAGAAAAAAUAAAAACGUAGACAAACAAUUACAGAGAAAGCCCCUCUCUGAACCUGAAAAAAACCUGAAAAAUAAGUUAAAAAAAUGAGCAGCUUAAAAGGAUAAAAACACAUUAGAUAAUAAAUGAAAUAGUACCACUAAUAGGUCAAACAAAUAAAAUUAUUUAAGAUUAAUAUAAUCUUAAAAAACAAGAUGGAAGCAACACACAAAGUAAAACCAAAACAAAUUUAAUUAAAAAAAUAAAAUAAAACACAUAAGAAUGUGACAGUGACAGAGUUCCUCACAGGAGCCUUCAGCUUUAGUUUUUAUAGAUGUACAUUCAUAGAUGUUGACCCGUCUCUUUAGAUUAUUGAAAAGAAAGUUUCUUUCUUAUUCAUUUUUUCUUCUUUAUUAAUCUCAAACUUUAAGAACAACAACAACAAAAAACAACUUAAAACAAAAACACAGAGCAAAAUAAUACAUAUGAACAGCAAACAUCUGUAUGUCAAAGAUAAAUUUACAGCAUGUGUAUGUCAAAAACAAACAGUUUGAGAAGGAACAGAAUAAAGCAAAGAGCUCAUUAUCUAGUCCAGCCCCUUCCUUGCAAAUCAGAACCAAUAAUGAAUGAGAAAAAAAAGUCAAAGUCAAACAAAGUUGCUCCUUUUUAUCUACCAGGUGAUUGAGAAGAAUGCCAGUGGUUGGUGGUACAUCCAGAUAGAGGACAAAGAGGGCUGGGCCCCUGCCAACUUUAUCGACAAAUACAAGAAGACCAGUAACGCCCUGCGCCCCAACUUCCUCGCCCCUCUGCCCAAUGAGAUGGAGAAGCUGAGAUUGGAGGACGGUGGUUCUACAAAUCCUUCAGGCACAGAUGACAGCUGGUCUAAACCUUUACCAGAUGAGCCAACCACAGCCCCUGAGUCCUGUACCCGGCCCAAGCUAAGAGACUGGAAAUCCAGUGCCAGCAAGGGGGCCACAACCUUCUCUGGACCUUUACCCCCGGCCCCAGCUGCUCCACCAGCCGAGGAGAAACCAGCCCUGCCUCCUCGGAGGGAGUCCAUCCAUAAAAGCUUUGAAAUAGAAAUAGCAGAGAAAUCCAGAUCUGACCAUUCCAAACCUUUGCCACCAAAACCUCCAGCACCUGGGGUCAUCGUGCCAUUAGUGGCCCCCAAAGCACCCCCCUUCAAGCCUGAAAAACCAGCUGAGGCCAAGAAAGAGGAUAAAAGUAAAGCCCUUCACCUUCGUAAUGAGAUGGGUCUUGAAUGCGGCCAUAAGGUUUCAGCCAAAGAGGUGAAGAAGUUUAAUUUGAAGCCGGUCCCCAAACAGCCUCCAAAACCCAAACCAGAAGUUCAGGAGGAGAAACCUGAAGCUGCUGGUCCAGCAGUGUUCAUGAAGGCAAAGCCGGUCAUCAGACCCAAACCCGUGCCUGCUGCAAAACCAGAUCCUCCAGCGGAGAACAAACUGGACAUCACAAACCUGAGGAGCAAGCUGAGGCCAUCGAAACCUUCAGAUCCCGGCUCGGCUGAAGGGAACCAGCAGAACGGCACCUCCUCAGCUGUGAACAGUUCACCCCCCAGUUCCUCCCCCAUCCAUAUGCCUGCUCUCAACAACAGCAAGUCCUGUGACGAGCCAAGACUCCCCCCAAAACACAUCAACGGCCACAGCCAGGAGAGCUCACCACCCCCUGCAAAACCAGCAGUACCCCCUCAUAAGGAGCCCCCUCAGAGACCCCCCAGCAUGGUUCCUAGAAGACCCCCUCCCCCAAAGAAAGAGAGCCCAUCCAGCCCAACUGAGACCAAACCCCCACCUGCUCUAAAAGAAGCCCUGGACUCUCCAAAGUCUACACCACCCCAGCUCAGCAGACCCCCUCCUCCUAAACCCAAAGGGUUCCCUCAGCCUCCUUUAAACAAAGAGAAAGAAGAACCCAAAGUGAACAAAGUCCCCAUUCCCCCCAAACCCCAGCUGAAGAGCGAGAAGCCCGGCCCACCCAAGGACAAGCUCCCACCUUUACUCAAAGAGCCCAGUAAGGACGAGCUGUACCUGGCUGUGGCCGACUUUGAAGGGGAUGAAAACACAUCCAGCUUCAAGGUGGGUACGGUGUUUGAGGUUCUGGAGAAAAACAGCAGCGGCUGGUGGUUCUGCAAAAACGUAGGAGAAGAAGCCGAGGGCUGGAUCCCCUCGAAUUAUCUGAGCAAGAAACCUUAGUGUGAAGAUGCUCUGAAGACCAUCGCCAUACGAAUCAAAAAUCUUAAAAUAUCACUACUUUUUAGCUUGUUAGCAUUGUUUUUAUUUAUAGGUACCUUUUUUAAUAGAUUUUUUUAGAUUGUGUUUUAUUUUGAUAAAAGUAUUCUACCUAAACUGAACCAGCAAUAACACAUCGCCUCGUCAGGUCUUGUGAUGUUUACUUUUUUGGUUUGAUGAAAUCUUAGGUGAAAAGGUUAGACACUAUAGCAGCAGUAAAUGUAUCUCCAACCAUGCCUUCUAUUAUACAGUGCCUCUUUAUUAUAUGCAAAGUGCUUCAGUGCUUAAUAUACUGUAUGCAACUGUAGACGUAGUCCUCGGUGGAAUCUGAAUUAAAAAAAAAAAAUCUUUAAAUAAACAUCAAAAAUCGCAGGAGAAAAAGUUCAAAUCUUGAGUCCCGAAAAAAAAACAACUGCACAUGAACUCACCGAGGGAGUUCAGCGACUAUAUCUGGGCUUUCAAAAGCUACAAGCAAUCACUUAUAGAGAUGUCUUUGCCAAGUAGGAGUGCUGUUUGUUAUACUAGAGACAUGCAUAUUAGUUUUUUGUGCUAUCGUAACGCUUUCUUUGUUGACUGCAGAAUUAACGUUGCAGUGACUUGUAACAGAUGUGCACUUUUUCAAUCAUUUCACGUGAGGUCAGUUUAAGGUUUGCACAUGCGUGAAGGAAGAGGAGGAAUGCCACGGUGCGUCUUUUUUUUUCUUAGUUUUAUCAUUAUUUCUGAGUUUGUUUUUUUUUAUACCAACUGUAUCCACUAGUUUGAAGGAAAAAGUUACAAAAGAGAAAGGAAAAAAAUUAGGAUUGUUGAUGAAAGAAAAGAGAAUUGGAGAUCUACAGUGUUUUGUGCAACGAUAUACAGUAUUGUAAGUGUACAGUCUGUUCUUAACCGAAGUUUGGUGCUCAAAUAACAGCAAAGUAUGACCAUUGUAUAAAAUAAUGUUUUACUUUGAUGCUUGACUGGUCUCAAGCAUGGUCAGUACAACAAAUUAUUUUUAUUGUACAGAAAUGAGAGGCAUAUCUUCGCUGUUGUCACUUUUUCUUUAAGGACCAUUUUUAACUCUGUAAUGAUGAGGAGGUAAGAGAGGGCAAAGAGAGUGUGGAUGAUUGAUUUAUUGGGUUUGUCUUUACAAGAAAUGCAAAAAAAUGUUGUUGUUUUUUCUUUUUUUUUGAGAGAAAUGAAUAAAUCCAGAGAAGGUGGGGAAAGGUUGGUGCUUUUCCACAAGUGGUCCAGACGACAUUUUAACCAAAAGUUUUGAAUUUUCAGGUGAAGUUAAAGUAUAGGGGUAAAAACUGUGUUCAUAAAAAACAGUCAGACAAGGCUAAAAGCUGUCACAGUGAUACUGUCCUGCUUCUAGUCGCUUUAGUGUAAUCCCACCUUCUACCAUGUCUCAUAUGGAAAAAAUUAAGCAAAACAGAAUCUCAGAUUAACCCAAAACUCAAUUAUUUGGAGUGGUUUUAUGGACAAAAGUAAGAAGGGUACGGAAAAGUGUAAAGGCAAGUGGGCUUCCAUGUGUCAUCAUUUCAUAGUGUAAUCUUGUUUACUUUUUUCUUUGUAUUUCUCUUUAUCUUUUACUUUAAAUCAAUAAAAGUUUCAGCCUUUUCAGUACAGAUGUCGUUUUUGCGAUUGUUGCUGGUUACGAUACAGGCCUCACAGUCUACUGUCGAGCUUUGGUAUCAUUCACCCGUCUUUGGUGAUAACUUGUUUACUUUGAACCAAAUGUCAACUUUUCCCUGUUCUCGAUUUAUUUGAGAAGCCUGUUUGUGUUCAACUUCACCAGAUUGAAAAGGUCUGAAUCAGCAAACAAGCUGACAAUGCGUUAGAUGUGGUCAUGUGUCAUUUGUCGUCCAAUAACUGGAAGGUUGUCGGUUUGACUCCCCCUUAUCCCUAGUCCAAGGGGUGGGCAAUCAUGUGCCAUGGAGGGCCGAGAGGCUGCAGGUUUUCUUUCCAACCCAAAACUGAUUAGUCUCUGCUCUCUGCUUGGAGGUAAGGUAAUCAGUGAAAUCACCUGGUGGAGUUUUGGGUUGGAAAGAAAACCUGCAUCCUCUCGGCCCUCCAUGGCACAUGAUUGCCCACCCCUGGACUAGUCUGUCUGUUGUGUCCUUGGGCGAGAAACUUAACCCACCUCACUCCAAGUGUGUAUGAUUGUGAUUGUUGCGUUAUGGUGGUCGGAGAGGCUGUAGGCGCAAUCUAGCAGCCCUGUUUCAGUCUGCCUCAGGUUGUAAGGUAGUCUACCACCACCAGGGUGUGACUGUGUGAGUGAAUGAAUGAUGUAUCCUAUGUAAAGUGCUCUGAGGGUCGCUGAUAAAGCGGUGUAUGAAAUCUGAUGCAUUAUUAUUAUUCAUUUAUGUGUUAUAUGAUAUAUUUAAUAGAAAAAGUAAAGGCCCCAGGAUUGAGCCUUGGGGAACCCCACAUGAAAUCAAUCCAUAGUCCAAUGCAGUUGUCCUAAAC